AUGUUUGAUUCCUCUCUCUGUGGAGGAGGCGGCGGGAGGGAGGGAGGAGGAGAGAAUGAGAGAGAGAGAGAGGGUGUGUCUUUUUUUGUGAAUGCAGAGUGCCUCACUAACACAGUCACCACCAGGUGCCCACGUUACACUGUUUUGAGCUCCAGCCCAGAGGUCACAGUAGGACAGUGGCUGACCUUCAGCACAGGAGGACAUGCCAGCCCAGCAGCCCCCCUCCUGUCUCUGGGUCUGGGACAGCCAGGUUGGGUUCACCUUCACAUGACAGCUUAGUGCCACUGCUCAUUUAAUGGGUUUUGGAUUGAAAAUCAACAAUUCCCAGCAUAUUAUGUGAGGAGUUGGAAAUCAUCGCACUAUUACUUAUAAAACAGUCAAAUCAUUGCAAUAUUAUUGAAUAAAACUGACCCAUCACCGCAGUACAAAAAGAGGGCUUGCAAUUUCAACCAAUCACUGUACAUUUACCACAUAAUAUGGUUCAAUCAAGCCACCUGUCACCCCAAAAAUGUCCCCUCGUCAGUGCAUUUUCGCUACAAAUUGGACAAAAUCAUUGCAUAUUGCCAUACAAAAUGUCAGAAUUGCUUCAGCAAAAUCAAGCAUUUUUUCCCUGCAAAUAUCACAAAAAAUCCACCCAAAUUCAUGGAGAGACUGGGAAAUAUGGUGCCAGUAUGCAUGAUAAUAUUUUCUCUGUCAGCUCAUGCCAUUGUUAUAUACAGUACCAGUCAAAAGUUUGGACACCUACUCAUUCAAUGGUUUUUCUUUAUUUUUACUAUUUUGUACAUUGUAGAAUAAUAGUGAAGACAUCGAAGCUAUGAAAUAACACACAUGGAAUCAUGUAGUAACCAAAAAAGUGUUACACAUCAAAAUAUAUUUUAUAUUGAGAUUCUUCAAAAAGCCACCCUUUGCUUUGAAGACAGCUUUGCAGACUCUUGGCAUUCUCUCAACCAGUUUCACCUGGAAGGAGUUCGCACAUAUGCUGAGCACUUGUUGGCUGCUUUUCCUUCACCCUGCCCUCCGACUCAUCUCAAACCAUCUCAAUUGGGUUGAGGUCAGGGGAUUGUGGAGGCCAGGUCAUCUGAUACAGCUCUCCGUCUUGGUAAAAUAGCCCUUACACAGCCUGGAGGUGUGUUGGGUCAUUGUCCUGUUGAAAAAGAAAUGAUAGUCCCACUAAGCCCAAACCAGAUGGGAUGGCGUAUCACUGCAGAAUGCUGUGGUAGCCAUGCUGGUUAAGUUUGCCUUGAAUUCUAAAUAAAUCACUGAUAGUGUCACCAGCAAAGCACCCCCACACCAUAACACCUCCUCCAUGCGUUACGUUGGGAACUAUACAUGCAGAGAUAAUCCGUUCACCCACACAGCGUCUCACAAAAACAUGCGGUUGGAACCAAAAAUCUCCAAUUUGGACUCCAGACCAAAGGACACAUUUCCACGGAUCUAAUGUCCAUUGCUCGUGUUUCUUGGCCCAAACAGGUCUCUUAUUGGUGUCCUUUAGUAGUGGUUUCUUUGCAGCAAUUCGACCAUGAAGGCCUGAUUCACACAGUCUUCUCUGAACAGUUGAUGUUGAGAUGUGUCUGUUACUUGAACUCUGUGAAGCAUUUAUUUGGGCUGCUGUAUCUGAGGCUGGUAACUAAUGAACUUAUCCUCUGCAGCAGAGGUAACUCUGGGUCUUCCAUUCCUGUCGCGGUCCUCAUGAGAGCUAGUUUCAUCAUAGCGCUUGAUGGUUUUGGCAACUGCACUUGAAGAAACGUUCAAAGUUCUUAAUGUUCCGUAUUGACUGACCUUCAUGUCUUAAAGUCAUGAUGGACUGUUUUUUCCUCUUUGCUUAUUUGAGCUGUUCUUGCCAUAAUAUGGACUUGGUCUUUUACCAGAUAGGGCUAUCUUCUGUAUCUCCCCACUACCAUGUCACAACACAACUGAUUGGCUCAAACGCAUUAAGAAGGAAAUACAUUUCAUAAAUGAACGUUUAAGAAGGCACACCUGUUAAUUGAAAUGCAAUCGAGGUGACUACCUCAUGAAGCUGGUUGAGAGAAUGCCAAGAGUGUGCAAAGCUGUCAUGAAGGCAAAGGCUGGCUAUUUGUGGUCCUCUGAAGCUCAAUUGGUAGAGCAUGGCGCUUGUAACGCCAGUGUAGUGGGUUCGAUCCCCGGGACCACCCAUACGUAAAAAUGUAUGCACGCAUGACUAAGUCGCUUUGGAUAAAAGCGUCUGCUAAAUGGCAUUAUUAUUAUUAUUAUUAUUAUUAUUAUAUUUGAAGAAUCUCAAAUAUAUUUUGAUUUGUUUAACACUUUUUUUGAUUCCAUAUGUGUUAUUUCGUAGUUGAUGUCUUCACUAUUAUUCUACAAUGAAAAUAUAAAGAACCCUUGAAUGAGUAGGUGUGUCCAAACUUUUGACUGGUAAUAUAUAUAUGUGUGUAUAUCUCAGCAAAGAAGGGAACGUCCUCUCACUGUCAACUGUGUUUAUUUUCAGCAAACUUAACGUGUAAAUAUUUGUUUGAACAUAACAAGAUUCAACAACUGAGACAUAAACUGAACAAGUUCCACAGACAUGUAACAGAAAUUGAAUAAUGUGUCCCAGAACAAAGGGGGGUCAAAAGUAACAGUAUCUGGUGUGGCCACCAGCUGCAUUAAGUACUGUAGUGCGUCUCCUCCUCAUGGACUGCACCAGAUUUGCCAGUUCUUGCUGUGAGAUGUUACCCCACUCUUCCACCAAGGCACCUGCAAGUUCCCGGACAUUUCUAGAGGGAAUGGCCCUAGCCCUCACCCUCCAAUCCAACAGUUCCCAGACGUGCUCAAUGGGAUUGAGAUCCGGGCUCUUCGCUGGCCAUGGCAGAACACUGACAUUCCUGUCUUGCAGGAAAUCACGCACAGAACGAGCAGUAUGGCUGGUGGCAUUGUCAUGCUGGAGGGUCAUGUCAGGAUGAGCCUGCAGGAAGGGUACCACAUGAGGGAGGAGGAUGUUUUCCCUGUAACGCACAGCGUUAAGAUUGCCUGCAAUGACAACAAGCUCAGUCCGAUGAUGCUGUGACACACCGCCCCAGACCAUGACGGACCCUCCACCUCCAAAUCGAUCCUGCUCCAGAGUACAGGCCUCGGUGUAACGCUCAUUCCUUUGACGAUAAACACGAAUCCGACCAUCACCCCUGGUGAGACAAAAACGCGACUCGUCAGUGAAGAGCACUUUUUGGCCAGUCCUGUCUGGUCCAGCGACGGUGGGUUUGUGCCCAUAGGCAACGUUGUUGCAGGUCAUGUCUGGUGAGGACCUGCCUUACAACAGGCCUACAAGCCCUUAGUCCAGCCUCUCUCAGCCUAUUUUGAGGACAGUCUGAGCACUGAUGGAGGGAUUGUGCGUUCCUGAUGUAACUCGGGCAGUUGUUGUUGCCGUCCUGUACCUGUCCCGCAGGUGUGAUGUUCGGAUGUACCGAUCCUGUGCAGGUGUUGUUACACGUGGUCUGCCAGCUGUCUGUCCUGUCUCCCUGUAGCGCUGUCUUAGGCGUCUCACAGUACGGACAUUGCAAUUUAUUGCCCUGGCCACAUCUGCAGUUCACGCAGGGACCCUGGGCAUCUUUCUUUUGGUGUUUUUUAAGAGUCAGUAGAAAGACCUCUUUAGUGUCCUAAGCUUUCAUAACUGUGACCUUAAUUGCCUACAGUCUGUAAGCUGUUAGUGUCUUAAGGACAGUUCCACAGGUGUAUGUUUAUUAAUUGUUUAUGGUUCAUUGAACAAGCAUGGGAAACCAGUGUUUAAACCCUUUACAAUGAAGAUCUGUGAAAUUAUUUUGAUUUUUACUAAUUAUCUUUGAAAGACAGGGUCCUGAAAAAGGGACGUUUCUUUUUUUGGUGUGUGUGUACAGUGAGGGGAAAAAGUAUUUGAUCCCCUGCUGAUUUUGUACGUUUGCCCACUGACAAAGAAAUGAUCAGUCUAUAAUUUUAAUGGUAGGUUUAUUUGAACAGUGAGAGACAGAAUAACAACAAAAAUCCAGAAAAACGCAUGUCAAAAAUGCUAUAAAUUGAUUUGCAUUUUAAUGAGGGAAAUAAGUAUUUGACCCCCUCUCCAUCAGAAAGAUUUCUGGCUCCCAGGUGUCUUUUAUACAGGUAACGAGCUGAGAUUAGGAGCACACUCUUAAAGGGAGUGCUCCUAAUCUCAGUUUGUUACCUGUAUAAAAGACACCUGUCCACAGAAGCAAUCAAUCAAUCAGAUUCCAAACUCUCCACCAUGGCCAAGACCAAAGAUGUCAGGGACAAGAUUAUAGACCGACACAAGGCUGGAAUGGGCUACAAGACCAUCGCCAAGCAGCUUGGUGAGAAGGUGACAACAGUUGUUGCGAUUAUUCGCAAAUGGAAGAAACACAAAAGAACUGUCAAUCUCCCUCGGCCUGGGGCUCCAUGCAAGAUCUCACCUCGUGGAGUUGCAAUGAUCAUGAGAACGGUGAGGAAUCAGCCUAGAACUACACGGGAGGAUCUUGUCAUGAUCUCAAGGCAGCUGGGACCAUAGUCACCAAGAAAACAAUUGGUAACACACUACGCUGUGAAGGACUGAAAUCCUGCAGCGCCCGCAAGGUCCCCCUGCUCAAGAAAGCACAUAUGCAGGCCCGUCUGAAGUUUGCCAAUGAACAUCUGAAUGAUUCAGAGGAGAACUGGGUGAAAGUGUUGUGAUCAGAUGAGACCAAAAUGGAGCUCUUUGGCAUCAACUCAACUCGCCAUGUUUGGAGGAGGAGGAAUGCUGCCUAUGACCCCAAGAACACCAUCCCCACCGUCAAACAUGGAGGUGGAAAGAUUAUGCUUUGGGGGUGUUUUUCUGCUAAUGGGACAGGACAACUUCACCACAUCAAAGGGACGAUGGACGGGGCCAUGUACCGUCAAAUCUUGGGUGAGAACCUCCUUCCCUCAGCCAGGGCAUUGAAAAUGGGUCGUGGAUGGGUAUUCCAGCAUGACAAUGACCCAAAACACACGGCCAAGGCAACAAAGGAGUGGCUCAAGAAGAAGCACAUUAAGGUCCUGGAGUGGCCUAGCCAGUCUCCAGACCUUAAUCCCAUAGAAAAUCUGUGGAGGGAGCUGAAGGUUCGAGUUGCCAAACGUCAGCCUCGAAACCUUAAUGACUUUGAGAAGAUCUGCAAAGAGGAGUGGGACAAAAUCCCUCCUGAGAUGUGUGCAAACCUGGUGGCCAACUACAAGAAACGUCUGACCGCUGUGAUUGCCAACAAGGGUUUUUCCACCAAGUACUAAGUCUUGUUUUGCAGAUGGGUCAAAUACUUAUUUCCCUCAUUAAAAUGCAAAUCAAUUUAUAACAUUUUUGACAUGCAUUUUUCUGGAUUUUGUUGUUAUUCUGUCUCAUUGUUCAAAUAAAUCUAGCAUUAAAAUUAUAGACUGAUCAUUUCUUUGUCAGUGGGCAAACGUACAAAAUCAGCAGGGGAUCAAAUACUUUUUUCCCUCACUGUGUGUGUGUGUGUGUGUGUGUAUAUAUAUAUAUAUAUAUAUAUAUAUAUAUAUAUAUAUAUAUAUAUAUAUAUAUAUAUAUAUAUAUAUAUAUAUAUAUAUAUAUUGCUCAAAAAAAUAAAGGGAACACUUAAACAACACAAUGUAACUCCAAGUCAAUCACACUUCUGUGAAAUCAAACUGUCCACUUAGGAAGCAACACUGAUUGACAAUACAUUUCACAUGCUGUUGUGCAAAUGGAAUAGACAACAGGUGGAAAUUAUAGGCAAUUAGCAAGACACCCCCAAUAAAGGACUGGUUUUGCAGGUGGUAACCACAGACCACUUCUCAGUUCCUAUGCUUCCUGGCUGAUGUUUUGGUCACUUUUGAAUGCUGGCGGUGCUUUCACUCUAGUGGUAGCAUGAGACGGAGUCUACAACCCACACAAGUGGCUCAGGUAGUGCAGCUCAUCCAGGAUGGCACAUCAAUGCGAGCUGUGGCAAGAAGGUUUGCUGUGUCUGUCAGCAUAGUGUCCAGAGCAUUGAGGCGCUACCAGGAGACAGGCCAGUACAUCAGGAGACGUGGAGGAGGCCGUAGGAGGGCAACAACCCAGCAGCAGGACUGCUUCCUCCGCCUUUGUGCAAGGAGAAGCAGGAGGAUCACUGCCAGAGCCCUGCAAAAUGACCUCCAGCAGGCCACAAAUGUGCAUGUGUCUGCUCAAACGGUCAGAAACAGACUCCAUGAGGGUGGUAUGAGGGCCCGACGUCCACGGGGGGGGGGGGGGGUUGUGCUUACAGCCCAACACCGUGCAGGACGUUUGGCAUUUGCCAGAGAACACCAAGAUUGGCAAAUUCGCCACUGGUGCCCUGUGCUCUUCACAGAUGAAAGCAGGUUCACACUGAGCACAUGUGACAGACGUGACAGAGUCUGGAUACGCCGUGGAGAACGUUCUGCUGCCUGCAACAUCCUCCAGCAUGACCGGUUUGGCGGUGGGUCAGUCAUGGUGUGGGGUGGCAUUUCUUUGGUGGGCCGCACAGCCCUCCAUGUGCUCGCCAGAGGUAGCCUGACUGCCAUUAGGUACCGAGAUGAGAUCCUCAGACCCCUUGUGAGACCAUAUGCUGGUGCGGUUGGCCCUGGGUUCCUCCUAAUGCAAGACAAUGCUAGACCUCAUGUGGCUGGAGUGUGUCAGCAGUUCCUGCAAGAGGAAGGCAUUGAUGCUAUGGACUGGCCCGCCCGUUCACCAGACCUGAAUCCAAUUGAGCACAUCUGGGACAUCAUGUCUCGCUCCAUCCACCAACGCCACGUUGCACCACAGACUGUCCAGGAGUUGGCGGAUGCUUUAGUCCAGGUCUGGGAGGAGAUCCCUCAGGAGACCAUCCGCCACCUCAUCAGGAGCAUGCCCAGGCGUUGUAGGGAGGUCAUACAGGCACGUGGAGGCCACACACACUACUGAGCCUCAUUUUGACUUGUUUUAAGGACAUUACAUCAAAGUUGGAUCAGCCUGUAGUGUGGUUUUCCACUUUAAUUUUGAGGGUGACUCCAAAUCCAGACCUCCAUGGGUUGAUACAUUUGAUUUCCAUUGAUAAUUUUUGUGUGAUUUUGUUGUCAGCACAUUCAACUAUGUAAAGAAAGUAUUUAAUAAGAUUAUUUCAUUAAUUCAGAUCUAGGAUGUGUUAUUUUAGUGUCCCUUUUGAGCAGUGUAUAUACACAUACGUGUCUGUGUGUGUGUGUGUGUGUGUGUAUAUAUAUAUAUAUAUAUAUACAGACACACACAGACACAGUGGGGAGAACAAGUAUUUGAUACACUGUCGAUUUUGCAGGUUUUCCUACUUACAAAGCAUGUAGAGGUCUGUAAUUUUGAUCAUAGGUACAAAAAUCCAGAAAAUCACAUUGUAUGAUUUUUAAGUAAUUCAUUUGCAUUUUAUUGCAUGACAAGGAUUUGAUCACCUACCAACCAGUAAGAAUUCCGGCUCUCACAGACCUGUUAGUUUUUCUUUAAGAAGCCCUCCUGUUCUCCACUCAUUACUCACAAUUUUCUCGGCAGCAGGUAGCUUAGUGGUUAAGAGCGUUGUGCCAGUAACCGAAAGGUCGCUGGUUCUAAUCCCUGAGCCAACUAGGUGGAAAAUCUGUUGAUGUGCCCUGAGCAAGGCACUUAACCCUAAUUGCUCCUGUAAGUCGCUCUGGAUAAGAGCGUCUGCUAAAUUACAUAAUAAUAAUAAUUACCUGUAUUAACUGCACCUGUUUGAACUCGUUACCUGUAUAAAAGACACCUGUCCACACACUCAAUCAAACAGACUCCAACCUCUCCACAAUGGCCAAGACCAGAGAGCUGUGUAAGGACAUCAGGGAUAACAUUGUAGACCUGCACAAGGCUGGGAUGGGCUACAGGACAAUAGGCAAGCAGCUUGGUGAGAAGGCAACAACUGUUGGCACAAUUAUUAGAAAAUGGAAGAAGUUCAAGAUGACGGUCAAUCACCCUCGGUCUGGGGCUCCAUGCAAGAUCUCACUUUGUGGGGCAUCAAUGAUCAUGAGGAAGGUGAGGGAUCAGCCCAGAACUACACGGCAGGACCUGGUCAAUGACCUGAAGAGGCUGGGACCACAGUCUCAAAGAAAACCAUUAGUAACACACUACGCCGUCAUGGAUUAAAAUCCUGCAGCGCGUGCAAGGUCCCCCUGCUCAAACCAGCGCUUGUCCAGGCCCGUCUGAAGUUUGCCAAUGACCAUCUGGAUGAUCCAGAGGAGGAAUGGGAGAAGGUCAUGUGGUCUGAUGAGACAAAAAUAGAGCUUUUUGGUCUAAACUCCACUCGCCGUGUUUGGAGGAAGAAGAAGGAUGAGUACAACCCCAAGAACACCAUCCCAACCGUGAAGCAUGGAGGUGGAAACAUCAUUCUUUGGGGAUGCUUUUCUGCAAAGGGGACAGGACGAAUGCACCGUAUUGAGGGGAGGAUGGAUGGGGCCAUGUAUCGCGAGAUCUUGGCCAACAACCUCCUUCCCUCAGUAAGAGCAUUGAAGAUGGGUCGUGGCUGGGUCUUCCAGCAUGACAACGACCCAAAACACAAAGCCAGGGCAACUAAGGAGUGGCUCCGUAAGAAGCAUCUCAAGGUCCUGGAGUGGCCUAGCCAGUCUCCAGACCUGAACCCAAUAGAAAAUCUUUGGAGGAAGCUGAAAGUCCGUAUUGCCCAGCGACAGCCCCGAAACCUGAAGGAUCUGGAGAAGGUCUGUAUGGAGGAGUGGGCCAAAAUCCCUGCUGCAGUGUGUGCAAACCUGGUCAAGACCUACAGGAAAUGUAUGAUCUCUGUAAUUGCAAACAAAGGUUUCUGUACCAAAUAUAUUAAGUUCUGCUUUUCUGAUGUAUCAAAUACUUAUGUCAUGCAAUAAAAUGCAAAUUAAUUACUUAAAAAUCAUACAAUGUGAUUUUCUGGAGUUUUGUUUUAGAUUCCGUCUCUCACAGUUGAAGUGUACCUAUGAUACAAAUUACAGACCUCUACAUGCUUUGUAAGUAGGAAAACCUGCAAAAUCGGCAGUGUAUCAAAUACUUGUUCUCCCCGCUGUAUAUGUGUGUAUAUAUGUGUGUUUGUAUAUGUAGCAGCUUGAUUUCUGAAUCAUGUCAAUGCAUAACUAGAAAUGGGAAGUGUCUUGAUCCUUGAUUUACACAGUGCACUGCAUAGCCUACAUGGAGGAAUUGAAAAUAUGCUUAAAACCCUUAAUUUGAUAUUUGUUCUGAUCAGUUUAAUGUUGGCCAACUUGGACUUGUUAAAUAGCCUUAUCUUAUGUAUUUUUGUUGCUUCAAAGCGCUUUGAGAUUCUUUAGGUAAUCAAUAGCGCUAUAAAAGUUUUUAAUUUAUUAUCUUCUGCCAGUGGUUUAGCUAGUACUCACUGAUAUUUUGCCCUGGCCUGUAGCACAACCUCUCCUCUGACUCUCACAGAGUGCUGUCUACAACAGUGUUGCUACUGAGCACUCCCUCAGCGUAUGUGUACUCUGAUCUGCUAAUCAUGGCUCUUCUAUCAGGGGACUCUGACAGUAGUGAUGAUGGCCAGACCCAUGCUUUAUUCACCUCUUUGCUUCUCGGCAGCGGCGGUGCACAUUCAGUCACUGCACUCAAAAUCAUGGUUCCUCCCUCUUGCCAUCUGUCUCAAUUGGACUGCUUAAAUAUACAUGGAAGGAGGAGGAGCCAACAUUGAAUGGACUUCUUCCACCACUCUCUUUAGGAUGUGGAUAGUCAACAAGGCUAAGAUAUGUUCAGUUUGUUAUGUGUUACGUUUAAGAAUGAAUGCUUUAUAUGUAUGAGUAGCAGCAGCCAUCCAUUGUAUCCCUGGCUGCUUUAGGCUUCUCUCAGACCAGAUAGCUUGGAUAACAGCCAUUGCAGCCAGCCCAGGUGAUGACCUCUGGAAGACUGCAUUGUGUGCCAGAUGUUCAAUCCCCUGUCAUUAUCAAUUAGUGAAAAAGCGCUUCAAAUAAUUUCUGCAAGAGUGCCCUGCCUGCCUGCCUAGAAGAGACCUACUGUGCACAAGCUGGUAAUUAUUUACAGAAUAACUAGCUCUGAAAAUCCCAUCUUUAUGAAUGUAGCCUAGGCUUUUUUAUUUUUAAAUUUUUAGAGGUUCUGGCUGUUCCAACUGUUAUUUUAGAAGCUAUUUCAUUCAUCCCCCCCCCCCCCCAGACCAUGGUGUCCUGAAAUGUACCAUGGAAACCGGUGAUUGAUUUAAAGUCCAAGUAUUAUAACCAGUUGCACUUUUAAGCCUUGUUUUGAUGUCAGUUACUGCUUUUGGCGGGUCAAUUAGGUAGUUGUAAUUAUCAGGGCCAUAUAUCAUGUUGUACAUUAUUGCCAGUAGCAGGGCUCUACGCUGAUCUUUUUUACAAGGAGCACAUGUGCACCUAAGUAGAUUUAUUUUUUUGGAACACUAUCAGAGAACCUUGGAGUAGGUUAUUCUGGCUGGAAUUGUUACACUCCUGCCAUGUAAAAAAUUACUGACAUGGCAGAUUCGGAUGGGACAAAAAAUUACAGUUGGGCUUGUGCACGUAAUUACAUUACCGACCACCCCCAGUAAAAAUAAUCCUGUCCGAAUAGGGCUGAAGAAAUGUAGGAGCGCAUUGAAAAAUAUAUUUAUAUUCAAAGCCAUUUGGAUUGAUACGAGGGUCGAUGAUGACAUUGAGUGGCAAGGAACAACAAAGGAAUCAUGCUAUUGGGAUUGGGACUUGGAUGUGGGAUUCUGGGAAAGGGAAUGCAGUGAUAUUAGACUUGACCUUGGGCAGGGAUUCUUCUAAAUCCCUAUUGCUGUAUUCUUUGUGUGACAGUCUGAUAGUGCUAAUAAAUACUACACGCUAAGUGUGUUCUGUGUUAUUCCACCCUUUGUUUCCAUCAUUCCAUAGUAGUGUACAACUGAAGCAUUUACCAUUCCUUUGUUCAUGGCCUUGUUUUGUCAGACUUCAGAAAGGCGUUGACUAAAAUGCAAUAUCAGUAUACAUUAGUAUUGGAAGGAUUAAGAUGUUGAUGAAAUAAAGGUUAUCUGUUGGGUUCUGUUAGCCUGUUGAAUCAUGCUUACCUCUAUAGACUUUGAUCUUUGCUAUGCUGAUGUAGGCCUACAGCUAAUCUACUUGUCUGAUUUAUAAUUUGCAGAAUAAUAAAAUAGCCGUGUCGACUAGCCUACUAGUCUUAGUUGAUUGUAAAUCAAGUUAUUGUAAAAUGGUCGCACUAUAGAGCCCUGCCUGACCACCGAGAAAUAGGGGAAGUUUGAGAACUCUCAUCACCUUGGGUAUGAUGAUCAUCAAAAUUAUUGGCAUGGUCUGCUGCUGUUUUCACAGUUGACCUUUCUCAUUCAACUGAUAAAAUAGCACCCUUAUGACUCAGAGCACAGCCCUAUUGAAGAGCACCGUCCUUCAGGGCAGACUAUGCCAACAUACAGAGCAGUCUAUGCCAAAUUGACAACCCACAGAGCACAGCCAUGCCAACUCUGGAUAGCUGGUUUCCUUAUUGUUCAGUGCCCACUGGUACACAGACUAGAGAAUCAACAGAAAUCUGCAUUUUCAAAACACGGACAAAAAAACAAAUGUACCUGUAUUUUAUAUUGAAAGUGUUUUCUUGCUUCAAUAAAGUGAUCAGUGGUGUGCAACUAUAGUUAUCCUUCACACAAAAUACAUUAGUGCAACACAUUCGGCAGAAAGUAGCAAAAAAAAUUGGCUAGCAGACACAAAUAAAUUAGUUUACAAUAAAAAAGCAAGGUAUUUUUUGCUAAAAUAUAUUUGUUUAUCAUAGAAUGUAGCCAACUAAAUGUCCUAAUGUUUUGCUUGAAGUUAAUCUUGAAUUUUUCCAGCGAGAAGUAGCUCCACAUCAGUCAGAGCACUGUCUGCUGAUAUAAUGCCUGUUUGGGAAUGACGACGAGAGCAAAGGUUUCUCAUCCGAGUGGAGAAGUGCAACUGAAGCACAACAUUUUGUCUGAAGCAAGCAGAAAUUACAAUAAGAAGCAUUUUAGAUCUGUGUUUACAAAACGCAGCCAGAUAUUUCUUAUGUGUUUUUAUAUAUCUUUUUUCUGCAUGAGAAAUGCAGAAUUCUGCGUUAAUGUGACUCCUGGACGCACACACAAUCAAUAACCGUCAGAUAAAUGGGUGCAUCUAGCGGUAAGGCCUAGUCGGCAAUCACCUCUUAAAUCGUGGUGUGAUGUGAUCACAUUUUAUCCUAAGCCAAUUGCCUCGAUUGUGUUAUUGUUCCAACAGUGUACUUACUACUGAUGAAACACCGCAAUGAGAAUGAUAAAGCGCAAUGUCUAGCACGAUACACAAAUUACACACUCAGAAACCAGCUAUUAAGAGUAAAAAAUAUACAGUAUGGAAAAUCAAUGUGUUAGAUUGCACUACAGUCAUUUAGCAGAGGCUCUUAUCCAGAACAAAUGUACACCUUUCAUGUUGCCAGCCAUGAACCCUCUGCCCCUGCCUGGGGUGUAUGACAAAUGGGAGCAACCAAUGCAGUGUUUUAUCUGCAAUGUUGUGAACGAUUCACCUCACUGAAUAAACCCGUGAGACUUUUCCCCUGCAGUCAGUGUAUGACCGGGUGAUUACCGCUUGCAUGGUGAUGAAAUCAGUGUUCAUUGGUCAGGUGGUGCCCAGGGCACUUAACAUUCACAGCAGAGUCCAGGCCAAAGCCCCACGCCUCUUUCCUCUAGCUAUCUGCUGCUGGUAACCAAUUCUGACUGCUCUGUUACAUCAGUGUCAAAUCCACCAACCGCUGAUAAAAAAGAACAACCGUUUCCGUUCGUUAUAUUCCUCAUUGCUGAUUUUGUGUAGAAUUUAUUGACUAGGCUAUCUCUAGAUUUGAUGUAGGUUCUUCUCAUGCUGCUCUCUCAAAUGGUUCCCUUUCUCUUGCUAAAAAAUAGGCCUACUUUCUACUGUCUGCAAAUAGCAACAGGUGGAAAUUCCCCAGCCUUAGGAUCACCUAGGCUACAUGUUGACUGAUAUAAGGAAUGCAUUGGAUGUUCCUCCAUUAGGUUACAUCUUUUAGGAUGUUUUCUAGUUACCAUGGGGCUCUGUGCCUUUAGGUCACCCUGUCGUAGGUGCUAUGUUGAAGCAAAGGCUGGAAUUGAUCUUCUCUUCCAAUGCUCUCCUUGCUUUCCUCGUUGUUGAGAAGGAGAUGAGGAGCAGGGACAUGAGGAAUGCACUGGAGGAGAAGAAGCCCAGGAAUCAAGGAAAAUACUGCUGUGUUUUGUUUACUGGUCUGGGUGAGACAACGUGAUCCUGGGUCGGCAGGUAGCUUAGUGGGUAAGAGCGUUGUGCCAGUAACCGAAAGGUCGCUGGUUCUAAUCCCCGAGCCGACUAGGUGAAAAAUCUGUCGAUGUGCCCUUAAGCAAGGCACUUAACCCUAAUUGCUCCUGUAUGUCGCUCUGGAUAAGAGCAUCUGCUAAAUGACUAAAAUGUAAAUGUAAAUGUAAUGCUCCCAGUAGACUAAGAGGCUUACCGUGGCUGAUGACCGUGGCUGGCACCUCAGGUUAAUCCCAAGUACCAUCAAUUGGCUCCUGAGUGUACACUAUGUUUUCCUGUAGGAUGAUCCUUGAGACGCACUAAAGCCCUCUUAAAUUGAUUUUGUGUGAAGUAGUGGAUAAGAUGUGUUGAAACCAUGAGACCAAAAAGGCCACUGAUUUGAUUAUUUUAUUAAUUCAAUUAUUUGAGCCCUGUUGUUUUGAAGCCCUUGUCAGUUGAUUUCAUAUGAAUUGUUAUCAGCCAAUUCUGAGGGAACCGGGAGAAGUGAAAUGAGUUUGGGACUGCCUGGAGAUUUGGCUGCACAGACAACUGUUACUCUGUCCUGCUUUUUACUGUUCUGUUGGACAGUCGUUGGUAUGGGAACUGAAGUUGGCUGCUUGAAUCUGGGUCAUCUCUCUACUCUACAUGUGGUAGGAUCUCCCUACAGGGGGAACCAAGGGCUCCAGACUAAACGGUCACCGUGACAUGACCAGGCUGCCUCAUAGUGAUCCAAUUUACAUUUUAGUCAUGGGUGUUGGUGGCGGGAAGGUAGAAGAGUGGGGUUACUGGGAGAGUUGAACAGGUGAAACACCUGAUGAAAAUGAGGAUGUUUUUAACUCUGGCUGGGUGUCACAUUAUAAUAAUAUACCUGUAAGGCUUGUUGGAGAAUGGGUCAAUACAUUCUAUUGAUGCAACAGAGGUCAGCUGCAUUAUUGUGACCUCUCCUUAUCUUUCUGGCUCUCAGUAGUGUGAUGAGAAGAGCUGGCUUUAGACACAGAUGCUCUUUACUGUCAUAUGAAUGUUCUCGUCCCUAUCCGCCCUCUCUGACUGUUCUUCUAUUGGGUGUCUGUUAUGCAUUCAUAAUACUGACCUCUCUUUUUCGCUCCUAUUUUCUUGCUCUCUUUCUCUCUACUUCUCCCUCUACUUUCUCUCUCCUCACUCAUAUUCUCCCCUCUCUCUCUCUUUCCAGAUGCAGUUUAGAACUGACUGGUAACCCUUCUGCAGGCGUUCCUCUCGUCUCGUUUUUGGAGCCAGAGCUUUUGGGGGGCAGAGUCCUGCGUUAGUGGCAGAGCCUCCAUCCCCCAGUUAGCCGGAGUCGUCAUUGUGCAUCGGAACACUGUCGCUGUCGGAAGUGUGUGUCUGGUGUUGGUUGGAUUGAACUGAUCUUCUGACCGGGGAAACCGCAGCAGCUGCAAGCCUCGCCCUCUGCUCGACCACCCCUGGCCCCGCCUACAUCUCCCUGCCUCCACCAUGGUGCUGUCACAACGGCAACGAGACGAGCUGUGAGUAACGCACACACACGACCAACAAUGUUAAAACACAGACACACAAUCCACAAUGUUGUUGCAAUAACUAGCUGAGCUGCUGUUUCUUUGAUAUCCACCACCAGCUGUUCUUUAGAGCAGCCCUGAAUAACACAGCCAUGUGACAUCAGCAGUACCUGUGACGGUCAGGGACUGUGGCUGGUGAAUGUCUUUAGUACGUGGGCUAGAAGCCACAUGAGCUCAAUACAUGCAUCUGUGUUCAAAAAGGAGGGAAAGCAGGUGAACACUGAAAAUUGUGUUCCUUCCUAUCCCCCCUGCGAAUUGCAAACCUUGUUAACCAUUCGAUCCAUUCCAGAGACUAAAAGCAACAGCUCUAGCUAGUAGUUAACAUUGUUCUCGUCAGACAGACAUGGAUGCAGUGAAGGAAAAUGCCCACUCACUCACAGCACAAGAUGUGCGUAGAUAAUUUUUUGGUGUCUAACCAACCCUGCGGUGUCUGUAACCCUGCGGUGUCUAUGAACUUGGGAAUUAACCCCUGAGGCGGGGAUAAGAGGGUUAACACAGCCCUGUGUCUGAUCAGAUACAUGAUGAGAAGUGUGAGAGAGAAGGUUACGAUAUAUGGGGAGGGGGUGUGUGUGAGAGUAGGGCUGUUGCCGUGACCGUAUUACCGCCACACCGGCGGUCACAAGUCAUGAAGGCAGUCAAAUUCCAUGUGAACGUUUAGUCACGAUAAUUAGGCUUCUCCAAGCUCUGAUGCUGCUGAUUUGUCAUUAGUAGCCUACCAAACUUGCUAACUGCCUGGUACUCAGCACUCUUGUCCCUCUAAUCACUCUGACAUCAAUGCAGAUGUCUUCGAAAAUCUCAUCAAACAAUUGAUGAGAGCCCAUGAGCUCAUGUUGCGCAACAUUUCAAUAGGCUAUGCAAUUGUGUGAGAAUAGAGUGAUGUCCUCUACUGAAAAGAGGAGGAUCAGCUUUCUAUAGGCUAGGCCUACUAGAUUUAUUUUUCAACUUUCCAAAAAUUAAGCACAUUGCUUAUAUUUACAACAGGAGUAUAGCCUACCUGGCUGGCAUGAAAAUAAACCACGGGGAAAAGCGCAUAGAUUACAUGUAUUUUUUCCCGCUGCCCCUGUUUCGAUACAGGUGCAUGAUAAUGGUCCAUUCUAAAUCAAAACAAAUUUCUCACAUAUUAUUUAGUAUAUGUAAAGACACGAUUCAAUCAAGAGUAGUCUGAUGGGUGACAAUAUUAGCUUAUCACUUGUGAAUUAUAUAUUAUCACUUGUGAAUGAUGCCCAGCAUAAGAAACUUUUUUUUGCAACUUUUUCUAAUCAUAGUCUCACACCUCAUGUAGCCUAGCCCAUAGGCCUAUAUGUUUUAAUAAGGUUUGUGUCAGAACUGAAGUGGCCAAAUAACUUCUUAAAAUUAAGCACGUUAAUCCGCUUUACAAGGGGUGUAGAGUUAAUUUUUUUUUACAUAAGCAGCGAUUGAGUUUCAAGUUUGGGGAAGAUAAUUUUCACCAUAAAAAUGCGCCUUUAUAAUAAAAGCAUUACAUGCAUAAUCGCAUUUGUGGUCACUUUUGAUAAUGGUGUUUUCCCGCUAAUGGAACAUUCUUGCUUAAAGCCUACUGCCGUGUGCUCAUUGCUGCACUUAUAAUGUGAAGAAAUAGCCUAAUAGUAUCUGAGGUUGGCUUGGGGUAUGGGGAUUACAGAUCUAUAGGAGAGCAGAGGGGAGAGAUGCGUUUAAUUAACACUCAGUAAUCUCAGGGGUUGCGUUAAUGCAGAAGUCUGCGUGGAAAAAAGAGAACGCAUAUCUAAAAUGCUUGUUAUUGAAAUAAUAAGCACUCGUUGUCAAUAAAAUUGUUUCAUUCGCGAACCAGCAUUCUAUCAGCAGACAGCACUCUGACUGACGUGUAGACACUUUUCUCCAGUAACUUCAAACAAAACAUUAGGAAAUGUAGCUGGCUACAUUCUUUCUAUGAUAAACAUUAGAAAUAUGAUGAUCAUGUGUAGUUAUUGCAAAAAAAUACCUUGCUUUUUCAUUGUAAGCUAAUUUACUUUUAGCAAGCUAUGUGAGGCUGCUAGCCAAAUAGCAUUGCACUUCUGUUGUCAUCUGAUGAAAAUGAAGCUAUUUUCUACCGAAUGUGUUGCAGUAAUGUUUUUUUCUGCGAAGGAAAACUAGUUACGCCCCUGAUCACUCUAUUUAAGCAAUAAUAAAAAAAAAAACAUUUAACCUGUGUUUUAAUAUUGACAUUUUAAGAUGCAGAUUUUUUUAUGGUCUGCGUUUUGAAAAUGCUGAUUUCUGAAACCUAACGUGACCCCUGAUUCUAAUGAAAAUAUUGAUGUGUUAGCAAGAGUUAGCCUAACCAUGAAUUUAUUUGGAUUGAUGAACUAGGUUAGUGCUGUUACCAUAUCUGUAAUGAGAUGGGUUGACUAUAAAUGUGGUGGUCCUUCACAUGACAGAACAUAACACUCGUCAUACUCUUGACAAUGUGUUUCUGUGUUUUAGUUUAGCCUCACAGACGCAGGGCCAGCCGAACUCUCAGUAUCGCUAUCGAGUGUUCCGUUGGAAUUCUAAUCCUCCAUGCUCCUUAUUCAGAACACUGAGCAGGCUCCUCACAUUCUACUCCAUUAUGUAACGCCUGGACGGACACACACGCACACACACACAAAAUACAGGAACCAGUAUGGGACCAUUGCCCCAUGUGAGCUGCCAGGCCGACGAGGAGCGGCAUCUGUUGCAUUGCAUCUAAUGGGGCGUCCUUUGGCCCUAGUGUUUUAAGAGGAGGCUCUUGACAGUAAAACACUGUGUGACCGACCAACUGCCGCUCCCGCUCUGUCUGUGUUCUGUGAAACCUGGUGGGAAACCGGGCGGCCAUCUUGAGUCCUUACAGCUAAAACAAUGGACUGACUGGGGGGAAAUGGUGACUGUUACCAGCUGACUGCCCGCCUGCCUCCUCAGUACUCUAUGACCCCCGUUCCCCUCCCUCACCUUCUUCAUGGUUUAUUUGUUGUCAAGCUGCACACAAAUAGUUCUUGUUCCCGUUCUAUUGAAAACUUCCGCACCCCCUCCAUAUAUUUUUGUGUCCCAACUCAACUGUCAGAUUGAGCUGGAGAGAGAAAUGUGUGAAAGCUUCUUUAAAUUGCUAAUGCUUUUUGGAAGAGAGUCUAGUAGAACAAGGAUGUUUGGCUCACUGGUGAUAUAAGACAUGCCACCAUAGAGAUUGUUAGUUCAUGGAGAAAGAAUGGGGAAGACAUUUCUGUGUGCUUGUUUUUAGACUUAAUAUACUUUUUUUUAACAAACUUUGUGGUUCUUGGAGAUAAAUUUGCAAUAGCUACUGAAUUCCUCACUGUUACAGUGAGGGGGGAAAAAGUAUUUGAUCCCCUGCUGAUUUUGUACGUUUGCCCACUGACAAAGACAUGAUCAGUCUAUAAUUUUAAUGGUAGGUUUAUUUGAACAGUGAGAGACAGAAUAACAACAAAAAGAUCCAGAAAAACGCAUGUCAAAAAUGUUAUAAAUUGAUUUGCAUUUUAAUGAGGGAAAUAAGUAUUUGACCCCUCUGCAAAACAUGACUUAGUACUUGGUGGCAAAACCCUUGUCAUGUUUUGCAGAGGGGUCAAAUACUUAUUUCCCUCAUUAAAAUGCAAAUCAAUUUAUAAAAUUUUUGACAUGCGUUUUUCUGGAUUUUGUUGUUGUUAUUCUGUCUCUCACUUGUCAAAUAAACCUACCAUUAAAAUUAUAGACUGAUCACGUCUUUGUCAGUGGGCAAACGUACAAAAUCAGCAGGGGAUCAAAUACUUUUUUCCCUCACUGUAGAUGUAAAUGAUCUAUCUGUCUGUCACCUUAUUCUGAAAACAUAAAUAUUUUUUGUCGUAAGUGUCAAGCCUAUUUGUCAGAUGUAACAAUUAUUAAUUUUUUCACAACUAGUCCUUUUCUAUUCUUAUUUCCAGAAGCAAUGAAAAGCACAUUUGUUUUUCCUGGGUCACUGGAUUCAAGCCCAGAGACCACGGCGGUAAAAAUAGAUGUUCCCCCUGCCCCAGACCUGCUGGCAGGAGGCAGACAUGUGCAGAUGGGCCAAGUUCAAGCUUCUUCAUUUUUUCCUGCUUCACAAAGAACUUCUCUUUAGUCUUUUCCAGGUCUUUUAGUCAAAUAUUUUUCAUGUGACUGUGUUCCUUCUCAGCUGCCCCCACUAGCUGUGACUGCUCUGACGUAGGUGCAUCAUGAAUGUUACAGAUUAUUAACAGUGAAAGUACAUUGUACAGUCUGAGGCUAAUGGUACAGAAUAGCACUGAGGACAGAACAGAGUGACACUCAUACAGAUCUUUGAUCCGCUUCUAUGUGACCGACUGGAAAAGGAGGCCAAUUUUAAAUCAAUGUCAUUUUUCAGUCUUGAUUGUUACUUAACUCUUUGAUUCAUUUUAGGUUCUAUGGCUUUUAUUUUUGGGGUAGCUAAGCUCCUCGUCUCUCCCUGUGGAAUUGUCAGGUGACUUUCCUGAAUAUGUUAAAAAUGGAGACGUCAUCAAAUGUAUGACAAUUAACACAUUCUGUUGGCAGGUACGUUGCUGUAAUGGUACAACAAGCUCAAUCACUCCCUGUACUCUGUAUUGGGUGUGGCAGCUGGCUUCUAUAGGAAAUUGCUCACGUGUCCAUCUUGUCUACACACACUCCUGUGGCGUGCUCCUGGUGUACUGUGUAUCCAGUGUGGCUAGGUGGGCCGGCAGGGGUCCAUCAUCAAUAUGGAUCUAAUAUCCAGCCCGUCAGACAGACACAGACGGAUUGUGUAGGGACACCACUGUUCUAACUUCACUGAAAAAUGCUGGUGCUCAGACUGCCAUGAAAACAUAGCAUACAUUUCUCAGAGCAUAUUUCUUGAAACCUGUUCCUGUUGUGUUGUUACAGAGGAUGUUUUUAAGUCUGCUUGUUGAACCUUGUGCAUGAAACGUGGAACAAAUGUGCUUUGUAUGCAUUACACAAGCAUGUAGUGUAUUUUAGCAGGCUAAUUUAACUGAACCUGGCUUUUGUGGGUCUUUCUGCUAGCCCUCUUUGCUGCUGAAAGCUGAAUACAUGAGUUGGUAAUCUAAAGCCUCCUGAAUCCUGGUAGGUUAACUCCGCUCUCCCUUUCUCCUCACCCUCUCUCCCUCUCUCUUGCUCGCUCCUCUACCCCAUUUCUCUCUCUCUCUCCCACCCUCUCUUUUUCUCUCCCUCUCCUCCUGUAGUCUUACUCAGGCUGAACAAUGUAAAGGCCGGUUGGUUUAGUCUGUGCCCUUGACUCCUGAGAGGUGUGGCUCUGUAGAGCCCACCAAAUCCCAUUUAUGCCUGCUGCUAGUGGAAGAGGCCGUUUGUUGUAUGAAGAAUUAGCUCUUCAUACUCCAUCUACAGCAGAUUGUGUUCACCAUGCAUAUUAUGUGUGUGGCGUGUAUUUACAGCUGACUCAACAGUUUUCAAGCUAGACACACACAAACACACACCUCACCUCCAUGUGUUGUAGAGCUCACUGACUCUCCUCCAACUAGAACAUCAGUACCAUGUCAUUGCCUCUGUAUGUGGUGUGGAAACUGACUUGGCUGGUACUGGUAAAUACUAUGGUCAGAAUUACCUUCAUAUCAGUCCCUUUCCCUGUGCAGAUUCACAGCUUUUUAGAUAGCCGUCUGGAGUUCUGUCCUACCCUGAGGGAUGAACCAUGCUGUUAUCCUCUAAUGUGAUCCCAAACCAGUCAAUUCCAUUUUAACUGUAGCCUCCACUGCUAAAGGGGGUGCAUUAGCUGGCUGAGUAUAGACCGUGACAUACCCACCUAUCUCACAGACAGAUAAUAAGUUAACCAGGCCUACUUUAUGGUGUUGUUGUUAUUAUUAAAAGCGCGGAGGCUAAAUGAAGGGCAUAAAACCAUGAUAUGUAUCAAUUUAUCCUCUAUUUGAAUUUAAUUCAACCUUCUCUUAGUAAAUGGGUUUGUGGAUUAAUUGGCUAGUUAAGUGAUUGAUCGCUGCAGGUAUGAAGACUGUUAAUUACCACUGUCUAAUUACCAAGACAUGGGGCCAGUCUCAAAUUGUACCCUAUUCCCUAUAUAGUGCAAUACAUUAGGCCAGAGCUUCCUAUUCCCCAUGCCAGAGCCCUAUGAGACACUGGUCAAAAGCAGUACACUAAUAUAGAAUAGGGAGCUAUUUUGGAUGCAAGCCUGGAGUAGCCCAACCCCACCUAUCAGAUGCAUUCAGCUGGACAGAAUUCGUAAGACUGACUGGUCUUUUUCAUGGACAUUUUAGGGUUGCCCCCAGGGAUACAACCGUAAAGACCCAAUCCUGUUUUAUGAGUGGUUCAAACCCCUGAAGGUUAGUAGAGGCAACUAGUCCUCUCCUACACAUUCUCAGUGAACUGUUGAAUACAGUACAUACAGUGAGGGGAAAAAAGUAUUUGAUCCCCUGCUGAUUUUGUAUGUUUGCCCACUGACAAAGACAUGAUCAGUCUAUCAUUUUAAUGGUAGGUUUAUUUGAACAGUGAGAGACAGAAUAACAAAACAAAAAAUCCAGAAAAACACAUGUCAAAAAUGUUAUAAAUUGAUUUGCAUUUUAAUGAGGGAAAUAAGUAUUUGACCCCUCUGCAAAACAUGACUUAGUACUUGGUGGCAAAACCCUUGUUGGCAAUCAGAGGUCAGACGUUUCUUGUAGUUGGCCACCAGGUUUGCACACAUCUCAGGAGGGAUUUUGUCCCACUCCUCUUUGAAAGUCAUUAAGGUUUUCGAGGCUAACGUUUGGCAACUCGAACCUUCAGCUCCCUCCACAGAUUUUCUAUGGGAUUAAGGUCUGGAGACUGGCUAGGCCACUCCAGGACCUUAAUGUGCUUCUUCUUGAGCCACUCCUUUGUUGCCUUGGCCGUGUGUUUUGGGUGAUCGUCAUGCUGGAAUACCCAUCCACGACCCAUUUUCAAUGCCCUGGCUGAGGGAAGGAGGUUCUCACCCAAGAUUUGACGGUACAUGGCCCCGUCCAUCGUCCCUUUUGAUGUGGUGAAGUUGUCCUGUCCCAUUAGCAGAAAAACACCCCCAAAGCAUAAUCUUUCCACCUCCAUGUUUGACGGUGGGGAUGGUUACUUUGGGGUCAUAGGCAGCAUUCCUCCUCCUCCAAACAUGGCGAGUUGAGUUGAUGCCAAAGAGCUCCAUUUUGGUCUCAUCUGACCACAACACUUUCACCCAGUUCUCCUCUGAAUCAUUCAGAUGUUCAUUGGCAAACUUCAGAUGGGCCUGUAUAUGUGCUUUCUUGAGCAGGGGGACCUUGCAGGCGCUGCAGGAUUUCAGUCCUUCACGGCGUAGUGUGUUACCAAUUGUUUUCUUGGUGACUAUGGUCCCAGCUGCCUUGAGAUCAUUGACAAGAUCCUCCCGUGUAGUUCUGGGCUGAUUCCUCACCGUUCUCAUGAUCAUUGCAACUCCACGAGGUGAGAUCUUGCAUGGAGCCCCAGGCCGAGGGAGAUUGACAGUUCUUUUGUGUUUCAUCCAUUUGCGAAUAAUCGCACCAACUGUUGUCACCUUCUCACCAAGCUGCUUGGCGAUGGUCUUGUAGCCCAUUCCAGCCUUGUGUAGGUCUACAAUCUUGUCCCUGACAUCCUUGGAGAGCUGUUUGGUCUUGGCCAUGGUGGAGAGUUUGGAAUCUGAUUGAUUGAUUGAUUGCUUCUGUGGACAGGUGUCUUUUAUACAGGUAACAAGCUGAGAUUAGGAGCACUCCCUUUAAGAGUGUGCUCCUAAUCUCAGCUCGUUACCUGUAUAAAAGACACCUGGGAGCCAGAAAUCUUUCUGAUUGAGAGGGGGUCAAAUACUUAUUUCCCUCAUUAAAAUGCAAAUCAAUUUAUAACAUUUUUGACAUGUGUUUUUUUGGAUUUUGUUGUUAUUCUGUCUCUCACUGUUCAAAUAAACCUACCAUUAAAAUGAUAGACUGAUCAUUUCUUUGUCAGUGGGCAAACGUACAAAAUCAGCAGGGGAUCAAAUACUUUUUUCCCUCACUGUACAGGGAUCAUGGAGAGAGGGAGAGCGAGAGCUCAUGCUCCACAUAAUCCUUUGUUAAAGAAAAAUUUGUAUUUUAAAUUUCCCCCUCCCUUGUUUUUCUCCUUUCCUCCCUCCCCCUCUCAGCGGGCAGAGUAGCUCCUAUGCGCUACACUAGUGCUGCUCUUCCAUGGCUUCCACUUGGCCGAACAUGGUUUUGUGAUCUUAACCGCCAGACAGACAUCUUACCGCUCUACUAAGCCAUGUAUGCCUCAGACUCAGAGCAGCCAAGCACCGGCCACUAUGGGCAGUAAAGAGUCCCAUUCCCUGUCCAAGGAUAGCAGUGGUAUAGAACUGAAGUAAUUAAGAAGCCCACCUCCUCUCUCUUGCUCUCUCUCCUGUGUGUGUGUUGCUUUUAUUCUAUUGUUUAUUUAUUGAAUGUCUCUAGCUCUAUGUAAUGAGUCUUUCUCUGCCUGCCAGUCACAGUAGCCUUGUCUUUUAUAACUGUACUGAGCCCUCUCCUCCACCCUACUGUUUGUUUGCACUGAGGUUCAGUUCACAGGCCAGGGAGAGAAGCACCAUAACACUGAGCCAGAACAGGCCCAGGCUGUGAUAUCAUGCUCUAUAUACGGCAGCAGGCAGGCAGCGCAGGGCAACUCAUACACAUUCAGCCUAUUCAGAGGUAAACAACGGUCUACCACAUAGAAGCCUUAAUACACCAAUACCACUCUUGGGUUCAAAUAAUACUAUAUUCUCUUUCAAAUACUUUAGCUGUGCUUGAUUGAGAUUGCCUGGCGAAAUGGAAUAGUCCUAAAAGUGCAAAUUCCGCCCAUCCGGCACUCCAGGCAGGUAAGAAAACAAAUACUAGCUAGCUUAUUUUGAAACCAAGUCUGCAGGGCAUACCUACACACACACACAGCAACACAUAACCAGAAUAUACGAUCAAAGACUUGACCUACAUACAAAUGGAUAUAAAAUUCUAUAGACAAGGGAAUAGAAUUCUAUAUCUGACAAGGUUCCUCAGAGUUCAGACAUUGCUUAUAAAACAUUCAAUGAUAUAUAGGCUAGUGUUUAAAUAUUCAGCAGGUCUAUACGUCUUCUUGUCGACUGCUGUGAUGUAAAGUGUACCUUAGAAACCUUGUUACAGACAGAUGCAGCGCCGUAGGCUAGAUGGUGUCUUUGCUGGCGAGCAGAAAAGCUGGUUUUAUAGCCUAGAUUGAUUGACCAGUAAUAAGAAAGAUAAGUAGCCCAUGGCUUGGUAAUGUUUGGUACAGUCCAGACUGAGCGAGUAUAGACUAUUUCUGAAAUGUGUGAAUGUCUUUUACUCUAUGGGCUGUUGUAAGGUAUAAGACUGGGCAGUAUGUAUCAAGUGUCUCAGAGUUGGAGUGCUGAUCUAGGAUCAGGUCCCCCCUGUCCAUGUAAUAUUAUUCAUUAUGAUCGAAAAGGCAAAACUGAUUCUAGAUCAGCAAACCUACUCUGAGAUGCUUGAUACAUGUAGCACCAGGUCUCAGUAGAGCUUUGCUUCUAAAUGAAUUGCAUAGUGAAUUAGUGAUUGUGCAGUGUGAAAGCUGUGCAGCAGCAGAAUGGCUGCUCAGUGGUUGUGAUCUUGAAGCAGAUGUACGUGGUGCGGAUCUAGCUCAACAGGAAGUGAUGUCAUCAACAGACAGGCAGGCUGGCUGGCAGCAGGCUAGCACUGUCUCAGAGGGAUGAGGUAAUGCAGCUGGUCUCUCUCUCUCUGUCGGUCUCAUUCUCUUCCCCUCUCUCAUCCGCUGUGAUUUCUGUCUCUCUCUGUCAUACUGAGCUACCGCCCUGUUUGGUUUAUUCUUCAUGGAACAGCUCUCACUGUACUGUCUCAUAUCUGUGCCAUUUGAAUACCAGCAUUUACCCCUCUGCUGCAUUCAGCCUAUGUUUAGGGUUGUUUUUAUACGUUUUGUGUAGAACUUGUCUACUCUCCUAUGGGUGCAAUAGCUGGUGAAAUCCUCAUUAGAUGAGAAGUUUUUCGGGAUCAUGGAGUUUUUUUAUAGAAAGGGUAGGGUUGGGGAUUGGCUGUCUUCUGGUAAGCAGCAUGACAGUCCAUUUGCCAGUCACUGUUAAGAUGGAUAGUUGUUUAGAUGGAGAGUUGAUAUGUGUGAUAUCGGUGUCUGUUGAAUUUGUAAACAAUAGUCGGUAGAUAGAGCAUGUACUCUGAGCGAGGAUGUCUUUUGUUGCCUCUGGCCAUGGCGGCCCACACUGAUACCAACCAACCACACACUGCUUCCUCUCACUUUGUCUCACAGUGGGCUGCUAGCCUGCUUGCGCUCUCUGUUAGUCCUAUCUUCCCCUUUCUCUAUCUCCUUUCUCUAUCUCCCACCCUCUUUCUCCCCCCCUUUUUAAAUGUCUCUCCCUUUUCUCUUUCCCUCUGUUUUCUCUUCCUCCUUUUUUCUCUCUCCCCCUUUCUCCCUCAUCUGUUCUUGCCGCGUAGUGAAUUUGGUAUGUGUUUUAUUUAUAUAUUUUCCCCCCGGUGGUCGAGCCAGGGUGAGGAGGGAAAAGCUGGGAUCUCUCUGUAGUCAGUCUGACUCUGCAGUACUGCAGCAUCUUGACUGUUGUCGACACUAGAGUGCUUUUAUUGUCCUUCCCCAUCUGUUUGUUGCUCUUAUUGUUACUUCCUGUUCCUAUCUGAGGUAGAAUAAUGAAUUGGCUUCUCAUUUCCCCCCUUCUUCCCUUGUAUGGAGUUAGCUAUAAAAGUUGUUACUGGUCAGGGAUCAGACUCCGUUAUAUGCUCAUUCCCCAUCAAGUUAGAUCUGUGCUAGUAGGAAAGUAAGUGGUGUGGGACUGUAAGGGUUUAAUGAAUCUGAAAUGAGAUGGGGUGAUGUGUAUCUCUCUAUAGGCUCUGCUAGCCCUUGUGCAGGGUCUUGUGCUUAUCUGGAGGAAAGGACAGAAAAGGCUGUGGCUGUUUUGGGUUCUUUAAUAUCUCUGUGUAGAUGACACAGAGGAUCUUUUGUUUGGCCCGUCUCAACUGAGAGGCCCACAGAAAACCAUUGUCUGCUGCAGCAAGAAGCCCCAGAGUCAGACUGACUAUUCUGUUGCAGCCCAGGAUAACACUAGUACAUUCGCACGACCAAUAUGCUUUAGGGGUUUCUGUCUCUGUCUGCUGGGCCUGGGUGACGCUAGGGAAACACGGUACAAGCCAGACACACGCGCACACAGUCGCGCGCACACACACUCGCUUGCUACUCUUCUGCACAACACACCAACCUCCUCCCCAGACCUGCAGAAGGCUGUCACAUGAGCGAUAACCUCCUGCUGACCUUCAGCUGUAAACACACUGCUUCUGUCAUCUGGGAGUAGAUGGGGAUACAGGAGGAGAGUGGGAUACAGGAGGGGUGGAAGGAGGAUGGGGGGGGGGGGGCAGGGUGGUACAGGGUGCAGUUAGGCUGCCAGGCCAGCUACAUGCUGUCCUGACACUGUCAAACACACACACCACUUUAAAGCCAGCCAGCCUCCGAGUCUCUGUGCCAAGCCCAACACCUUUUUAUUAUUUCUGGUCAUUUUUCUAUCAGGUGAAUAGCCUUACCCAAUGCCCACACACACCCAGACCCAUACAAUGCUGUGAGAGUAAGCCCUCCUUGAACUUUGACAGCUAUUAUCGAUCUUUACUACUUAAACUCACAUUUCCGUUCUCACUAUAAAUUAAUUAUGUUCAGACCAGGGUUUCUGUUUGCCGGUAAUAGCCAGCUUUUGUCCGUUAAUUGUCAGAGAGAAGAAGAAAAAAAUCCCAUCCCGCUUUUUUGCCUAUUCAUUGAUGGAAAUACCAGUCGAUGGAAAUGUAGUACAUUCGUAAGGUAUUCAGACCCCUUGACUUUUUCCACAUUUUGUUACCUUACAGCCUUAUUCUAAAAUUGAUUAAAAUACAUUUUUUCCCUAAUCAAUCUACACACAAUACCCCAUUAUGACAAAGCGAAAAUAGGUUUUUAGACGUUCUUGCAAAUGUAUUAAAAUGAAAAAACUGAAAUACCUUAUUUACAAAAGUAUUCAGACCAAGGAUGCACCGAUAUGACAUUUUUGGCCGAUACCGAUAUCCAAUAUUUUCCUUGCCAAAAAACCUGAUACCGAUAAACGAUAUUUAAAAUUUUAGCUUCCUUUUAAGCAUUCUAGUACAGUUAAAUAGUUGAAACAAAGUGUAAUUUGUUCAGUUAGGAACAGAUUGUUUAAUAACUUGUAAAUGAGAAAAAUGACAUCCAUGAAUGUAUUUUAUUGCACAACAGAUAUUCAUGACACUAAUAUUUUAGCUGCCCUGCAUUACAAAGAUGGUUCAGUUGUUGGUGGCUCUUCUUACUAUCCAAUCUUGACUGUAGGAGAAACUUAAAUGCUUUGAAAUAAAUAUUGGUUUAAACUAAAAUGCAGUUCAUCUUUUAUCUUUAACUGCUUGAAAAAAUUACUGUCUCUAGGCUGUCAUAAACUGCUAUAAAUGGCACAACUUAAACUUUUCAAAUGUGCUCAACUGCCUUGACUAAUAAAAUGCAAGCAAAUUUAUAACACAUCUUUCAUUUAGGAAAUUAAAAAAAUAAACAAAACUGCUUUGUUUUAAAUAAAAUGAAAAUCUUGAUCUAUACCAGCCAUUAAUAAACAACAGAAAAGCAUUGGGCUUAGUCAAUUUUUUUACAGUGACUCUAGAUGGCUGGGUUACGAUAUGACUGCCCAUUUACAGUUUUAACAUUUGGGGGAGGUUUUUCUUCACAAAGAGGAUGUGCUCGCUUUGUCACAAGAGAGUCGGUUUCUGUUUUUGUCUACAAUGUGUGAAGCUGCACUGAAAAGGCGCUCACUUUCUACACUAGUACAGGGAGCACCAAGCGCAACUUUAGCUAGGAUGGGGAAACGGUGCUUGUUACUUCUCCAGUAUCCAAGUGCAUCUUCAUUCCUGGGAAUAGUAGGUUCUGUCAGGUAUGCUAGUAUCGGCAAAUAAUGGAAAAGGGUGGGGGGGUUAGUACAUUUAAUACAACAUAUUGCAUUAUUGUUGCAUUCCAAAGGAUCAUUUGGCAUAGAUCAACAUUGGCAAAUGUUGGCUGAUGUAGUAACAGAAAAUGAAAAUACAACUCGUCGCUCUCUCUCACAGACACACACACACACACACACACACACACACUGACCAAAAGGUUAUUCGUUGGCAUUUACAUAUGUCCCCAUUACCAGUAAAACAUAAUCAAAACCUAUUUCUUUCACUUAUUUGCUGUGCUGUUUCGUUGUUCAUUUGUUCAGUUCCAUUCUCAACCAGGAUUUCAUCAUACAUGUCAAGCAGUGAAGUUUCAGCUCUGUCUGUCCGUGGCCCCUUCUGUCGUGGGUCCUCUUCCUUCGUGCGCACUGUCACCGUGUCCGUUUCCAUCUUGUCCAGCUGUGUCUAUAACAUUUCACGUAAACCCUGUUUCUUGUCUGCAUCGAAGUAGCGGUCCUUGUACCUAGCAUCGAGCAUGGUGUCGACACAGUAAAGAGGCUCAGAGAAUGCCACCGAAUGGCAUGUUCACAGCUUCUAGUAGAGGCUUUUGCAAGUUUUAACCCCACGGUCUGUGUUGGCAGUUUUGUUGAGCAGGCGUUUCGAUGCCAUGACAGAGGGUAUCACGUCUGCUGCAGACACAGUUGAUGAGCUUAUUUCUCGAGUCAGUUGUUCGAAUGGAGCUAGGAGUGUUCACUUUUUCAGUGAGAGUCCACUGGUUUGUACUGAUUGUUGCAGGUAACUCAUAGUCUGCUACGUACACGCCAAACACUCCUUUUUGUUCCAGCAGCCUCUCCAUGUAAAAAGUACUGUUCCAUCUGGUGGAAAUGUCUUGCUUAAGCCUUUUUUGUUUUUUCACUCCAAGCUGCUCCUGUAUUGCUUGCAGGCGGCUGUAUGCUAGCUGUGAGUGUUUAAAAUGACCCACUAUCUUCCUACCUGUUGCCACUGUGUCAGAUAUGCUGCGUUGGGCCAAAACACCUUUGUUCACAUCCAGUUGCAGCGUGUGUGCCAUGCAUGGAAAACUGACAUCUCCGCAUUCUUCCAAAGCCUUUGUCAUGUUACGUGCAUUAUCACGUAGCACAGUGUGUACUUUGUUCUUGGGGAUUUUCCAAGUUUCAAACAUGUUCUCAAAUGCCAUUGAAAUGGCAGCAGCGGUAUGAGAACCAGCACAUUCUUGAACAUGCAAUACGGCGUUCCUCAGUACGAAAUCCUUGUCGACCCACUGUGUUGUCAGACUCAGCAUGCUCAUGGGACUGACAUCGCUGGUCCAAAUGUCAGUUGUGACGCUAAUAGCAAUGACGGCCAUAGCAAGUAGCUCAUGGAUGUGCGUUUCAACAAUACUGUGUCACUCCGGUAGGGCAACAUCCGAAAAAUAGCGCCUACUUGGUAGUGUGUACCGGGGCUUGAAGUGCUCGACCAGUCGGCCAAAGCCAACAUCAUGCAUGACAGAGAACGGUUGAUUGUCAAGGGCAAUGAAUUCCAUUAUCUUGGCGUUAAUGGAUUUCGCCUUUGAGUUGUCUCGCUGAAAUGUUCUUACUCUUUCAAAUGACUGCUCGACUUGACCUUUUUUAGUUGUUGGAAGUAUGCGCUUAGUCUUUUUCUGCUUUUGUUCUAUGUAAUCUCUGAACGUCUGGGGUGAUGCACUUUAAAAUGAGUAAGUAGGUUUGUGGUAUUGUAAGAUUUCACUUUCUCCCCUCGGGAAAUAAUAACAGCAACAACGUUGCAUAUGGCCUUUCUGUUAUCUUCCUUUGAAACUUCAAAAUAAAUCCACACAGCUGACAUUAUAAUAAAAAAAUUGUAUGCCAUUUAGCAGAUGCUUUUAUCCAAAGCGACUUAGUCAUGUGUGCAUACAUUUUUACGUAUGGGUGGUCCCGGGGAUCGAACCCACUACCCUGGCGUUACAAGCGCCAUGCUCUACCAAUUGAGCUACAGAGGACCACAUUGUGGGCUAGGUUAGGAAUGCUGUGUUGCACGUGUAGCGCUGUAUUUUUCGUGACAUCAUUACGUAAUCUACCUACGUUAUACAGGCAGGCACGUCAGCUUUGACAUCGGUUUUGCACAUCGGCAUUAAACUAUACAUAGAGCCGAUGCCGGCAUUUUUAGCUAUUAUCGUCCAAUACCGAUAUAUGGUCAUCCCUAAUUCAGACCCUUCGCUAUGAGACUUGAAAUUGAGCUCAGGUGCAUCCAUUGAUCAUCCUUGAUGUUUCUACAACUGGAUUGGAGUCCACCUGUGGUAAAUUCAAUUGAUUGGACAUGAUUUGAAAAGGAACACAUCUGUCUAUAUAAGGUCCCACAGUUGACAGUGCAUGUCAGAGCAAAAACCAAGCCAUGAGGUUGAAGGAAUUGUCCGUAGAGCUCAGAGACAGGACUGUGUUGAGGCACAGGUCUGGGGAAGGGUACCAACACAUUUCUGCAGCAUUGAAGGUCCCCAAGAACACAGUGGCCUCCAUCAUUCUUAAAUGGAAGAAGUUUGGAACCACCAAGACUCUUCCUAGAGCUGUCCGCCUGGCCAAAUUGGGCAAUCGGGGGAGAAGGGCCUUGGUCAGGGAGGUGACCAAGAACCUGAUGGUCACUCUGAAUGAGUUCGAGUUCCUUUGUGGAGAUGGGAGAACAUUCCAGAAGGGCAACCAUCUAUGCAGCACUCCGCCAAUCAGGCCUUUAUGGGAGAGUGGCCAGACGGAAGCCACUCCUCAGUAAAAGGCACAUGACAGGUUCACCUUCCACCAGGACAGCGACCCUAAGCACACAGCCAAGGCAACGCAGGAGUGGCUUCAGGACAAGUCUCAAUGUCCUUGAGUGGCCCAGCCAGAGCCCAGACUUGAACCCAAUCUAACAUCUCUGGAGUGACCUUAAAAAAGCUGUGCAGCGACGCCCCCCAUCCAACCUGAUAGAUCCUGAGACAAUCCACAGGGAAGAAUGGGAGAAACUCCCCAAAUACAGGUGUGCCAAGCUUGUAGCAUCAUACCCAAGAAGACUCGAGGCUGUAAUUGCUGCCAAAGGUGCUUCAACAAAGUACUGAGUAAAGGGUCUGAAUACUUAUGUAAAUGUGAUAUUUCCGUUUUUUAAUGUGCAAAAAAAAUCUGAACCUCUUUUGCUUUGUCAUUAUGGGGUAUUGUGUGUAGAUUGAGGGGGAAAAUAUAUAUUUAAUCAAAUUUAGAAAAAGGCUGUAACGACACUGUGGAAAAAGUCAAGGGGUCUGAAUACUUUCCGAAUGCACUGUACAUUUGACUUUCCAUGCUUAUUAGUCUAUAGGUUACUUUGCAUAAUUUAGUGCAAUUAAAUUGCCGUGUGUGUACAGUAUAUUCGUUAUGUGGGCUAUCUUAUUUAUCACACGCGUACAGAUACAGAGCCCUUGAAUGGAACAUCUGUCAGACAGCACAAAAGCUGCAACUGGGAACUCUGAAAAAUACAAGGUCAAAUCAUGACGUCAGAGAUCUAAAGGUUGGAAAGAGGCCCGAGUUUCCGAGUUGGAUGACCUUUCGAAACUAUUUUUCCGAGUCGGAGCACGUUUUUUCACCAGUUGUCUUGAAUGCACUGAAGUCGGAGGUCUGAGAUUUCCGAGUUCCCAGUUGUUUUGAAUGCGGCAUGAAACUGCAACGGAAGGCAGGCUUCAUCAGCGCGUCACACCACUUUGCAAUGAGCUGGAGGCAGUAAGCAUUUUGAAAACAUGCGGUGUGUGUGUAUAUAUAUACAAAAGUACAGUACCAGACAAAGUUUGGACACUUACUCAUUCAAGGGUUUUUCUUUUCUUUUCUUUUUACUAUUUUCUACAUUGUAGAAUAGUAGUGGAGACAUCAAAGCUAUGAAAUAACACAUGGAAUCAUAUAGUUACCAAAAAAGUGUUAAACAAAUCAAAAUAUAUUUUAGAUACUUCAAAGUAGCCACCCUAUGCCUUGAUGACAGCUUUGCACACUCUUGGCAUUCUCUCAACCAGCUUCACCUGGAAUGCUUUUCCAACAGUCUUGAAGGAGUUCCCACACAUGCUGAGCACUUGUUGGCUGCUUUUCCUUCACUCUGCGGUCCAACUCAUCCCAAACCAUCUCAAUUGGGUUGAGAUCGGGUGAUUGUGGAGGCCAGGUCAUCUGCAGCAUCAUCACUCUCCUUCUUGGUCAAAUAGCCCUUACAUAGCCUGGAGGUGUGUUGGGUCAUUGUCCUGUUUAAAAACAAAUGAUAGUCCCACUAAGCCCAAACCAGAUGGGAUGGCGUAUCGCUUCAGAAUGCUGUGGUAGCCAUGCUGGUUAAGUGUGCCAUGAAUUCUAAAUAAAUCACUGAUAGUGUCACCAGCAAAGCACCAGCACACCACCUCCUCCGUGCUUCAUGGUGGGAACCACACAUGUGGAGCUCAUCCAUUCACCUACUCUGCGUCUCACAAAGACACAGCGGUUGGAACCAAAAAUAUCAAAAUUGCACUUAUCAGACCAAAGGACACAUUUCCACCGGUCUAAUGUCCAUUGCUCGUGUUUCUUGGCCCAAGCAAGUCUCUUCUUCUUAUUGGUGUCCUUUAGUAGUGGUUUCUUUGCAGCAAUUCGACCAUGAAGUCCUGAUUCACACAGUCUUCUCUGAACAGUUGAUGUUGAGAUGUGUCUGUUACUUGAACUAUGUGAAGCAUUUAUUUGGGCUGCUGUAUCUUAGGCUGGUAACUAAUGAACUUGUCCUCUGCAGCAGAGGUAACUCUGGGUCUUCCUUACCUGUGGCGGUCCUCAUGAGAGCCAGUUUCAUCAUAGCGCUUGAUGGUUUUUGCGAUUGCACUUGAAGAAACUUUCAAAGUUCUUGAAAUGUUCCAUAUUGACUGACCUUCAUGUCUUUAAGUAAUGCUGGACUGUCAGUUCUCUUUGCUUAUUUGAGCUGUUCUUGCCAUAAUAUGGACUUGGUCUUUAACCAAAUAGGGCUAUCUUCUGUAUACCCCCCCUACCUUGUCACAACACAACUGAUUGGCUCAAAUGCAUUAAGAAGGAAAUAAAUUCCACAAUUAAACUUAACAAGGCACACCUGUUAAUUGAAAUGCAUUCCAGGUGACUACCUCAUGAAGCUGGUUGAGAGAAUGCUAAGAGUGUGCAAAGCUGUCAUGAAGGCAAAGGGUGGCUACUUUGAAGAAUCUCAAAUAUAAAAUAUAUUUGGAUUUGUUUAACACUUUUUUUGGGUUAUUACAUGAUUCUGUAUGUGUUAUUUCAUAGUUUUGAUGUCUAAACUAUUAUUCUACAAUGUAGAAAAUAGUAAAAAUAAAUAAAAACCCUGGAAUGAGUAGGUGUGUCCAAACUUUUGACUGGUGUACUAACUGUAAGUCGCUCUGGAUAAGAGCGUCUGCUAAAUGACUAAAAUGUAAUGUAAAUGAUGUACUGUAUGUGGACACACCUUCAAAUUAGUCGAUUUGACUUUUUCAGCCACACCCGUUGCUGCCAUGCAAUCUCCAUAGACAAACAUUGUCAGUAGAAUGGCCUUACUGAAGAGCUCAGUGACUCAACGUGGCACCGUCAUAGGAUGCCACUUUUUCAACAAGUCAGUUUGUCACAUUUCUGCCCUGCUAGAGCUGCCCCUGUCAACUGUAAGUGCUGUUAUUGUGAAGUGGAAACGUCUAGGAGCAACAACGGCUCAGCCGCGAAGUGGUGGACUACACAAGCUCACAGAACGGGACCGCCGAGUGCUGAAGCGCGUAUAAAUUGUCUGUCCUCGGUUGCAACACUCCCUACAGAGCUCCAAACUGCCACUGGAAGCAACGUCGGCGCAAGAACUGUUCGUCGGGAGCUUCAUGAAAUGGGUUUCCGUGGCCGAGCAUCCGCACACAAGCCUAAGAGCACUAUGCUCAAUGCCAAGCUUCGGCUGGAGUGGUGUAAAGGUCGCAGCCAUAGGACUAUGGAGCUGUGGAAACUCAUUCUCUGGAGUGAUGAAUCACGCUUCACCAUCUGGCAGUCCAAUGGAUGAAUGAGUUUGGCGGAUGCCAGGAGAACGCUACCUGCCCGACUGCGUAGUGCCUACUGUAAAGUUUGGAGGAAUAAUGGUCUGGAGCUGUUUUUCAUGGUUUGGGCUAGACCCCUUAGUUCCAGCGAAGGGCAAUCUUAACGCUACAGCAUACAAUGACAUUCUAGAUGAUUCUGUGCUUCCAACUUUUUGGCAACAGUUUGGGAAAGGCCCUUUCCUGUUUCAGCAUGACAAUGCUCCUGUGCGCAAAGCGAGGUCCAUACAGAAAUGGUUUGUCGAUCGGUGUGGAAGUACUUGACUGGCCUGCACAGAGCCUCAAUCCCAUCAAACACCUUUGGGAUGAAUUGGAACGCCAACUGUGAGCCAGGUCUAAUUGGCCAACAUCGGUGCCCGACCUCACUAAUGCUCUUGUGGCUGAAUGGAAACAAGUCCCCGCUGCAAUGUUCCAACAUCUAGUGGAAAGCCUUCCCAGAAGAGUGGAGGCUGUUAUAGCAGCAAAGGUGGGACCAACUCCAUAUUAAUGCCCAUGAUUUUGGAAUGAUAUGUUCGUCGAGCAGGUGUACACAUACUUUUGGUCAUGUGGUAUACUUAAUUGUUUGAAACCUGAACGUUUUAAUACAUAUUGAGGCAUGUCUUACCUUUCUUUAAAGUAGCCUAUUAGAUCUCCUCUUUCUACAUUUCUAACAGAUUAUCUGUCACAUGAAACCGCUUGCAUGUGCAGUCCACUUUUGACAAUGGUGUUUUCCAGUUAAUUGCAUUAUGGAACGAACAUUCGCGUGUAGCCUACUGCCUUGUGCGCAUUGCACCCAAUAGAUAUGGGUCUGGUACAUUUCUCAAAUGUCUGUUAAAUUAAAAUGUUACUGGUCAAAUGUCCUGCGCUACAUUUUCCUAUCGGAAACCCUGGUUCAGACAUCAACAGUUUCAGCUGAAUGACUUCAGGCACUGAAAUAACCUAGCCAUGGGUGGGUAAAUUUAGCCUCUGCUGUGGUUAGUCGAUUCGGCUAUUUCAGCCACACCCGUUGCUGCCAUGCAAUCUCCAUAGACAAACAUUGGCAGGUCAGUUAAUUGUAUGUGUGUGUGUGUCCCUCCGAGCGUGUCUUUUGGGCCAACCCUGAACAAAGAGGAAGCGUCAAGCAGUCAUUUUACUGUGUAGCUUCUGUCUGCUCUAUUGUCACGUCUAUCUCAACGUCUCCACAUCUCAUACCUCUAGCUUUCACUUGGCUCAUGUCUCGUAUUCAUGUAAAGGAUUUUGUAGAUAGCUGUGUGUGAGGAGAGUAUGCGUGUCUGUCUGCAGGUGUUUCUUCGGUGUACAGUAGUCUGGUUUUCAUUUUCUCUCUACUCUGUGGGGAGUGAUUCCUCCAUUAUUUGCCCAGAGCAACAAGAGCUCAUUAUCGACAGCAGACACUAUCUAUCUGUGUCAAAUUGGUCUGUGUGCACGUGUGGCCAUGGGUGUGCGUGUGUGAUUUUUCUAUUCAACACGUCAAACAAAAGACCAAUGCAAUUUACAUGUUACUCAGACACGCUUAUUUUCUUUCUUUGUUUUACCUGUAGUCAAAUUCCUGACUCAAGCCUUUUCUCCAUUUUAAGGAGAUGUCUCAUCUUCUAAACAAGAGAAACUCUAAUCUCGACUGCUUUUAACAAGAUAACUAAUUGGUAUUUCUUUUGUUCCAUUUCAGAAAUCGAGCGAUAGCUGAUUACCUUCGUUCCAAUGGAUAUGAAGAGGCAUAUUCAACUUUCAAGAAGGAGGCAGAAUUAGACGUGGUGAGAAAUGAUGGAACAUUACACACACAGUAACACACACACACACACUAUCAAUCAAGCCUAUUUACCCAAACAAUACUGCUUUAAUUUACACUUUAUUCCCCCUUUUAAUUGACGCAGACAAGUGUGACUGAAACCAUAUGAGCCCAAUUAAGGUGAUCUGAAGCUAUGAUUAGGGUGUCUGUCACACACACACACGAGGGAGAAGCUGCAGUCAGGGAGUGGAACAGAAGAUGAAGAUAAUCUCUCUCCCUGUUUUCCUAGCUGUGCUCUACCAUAGCUAAUGUAACGGCAGGUAUCUAGCAGCUAAAGCCCCGAACAAAAGUGCCCUUUGAAUUUACUCAAUGUACAAUCUCUCCUCAAACAAGACAAAACAAAGAGCAAAGACAACGUGUGGCAAUUUUAACAUGUCAAUGCUCCCUUCGCGCUCUCUCUCCCGCUGCCUCUCUUUCUCUCCCCGUCUUUGUCAUUACCUCCCUCUUUGUAUAGCACAGAAGGAGAGGUGUUCAGUCCUUCCUCCUCCCUACUUAGUGGAAACAGCCUGAAUAAUAGAAGAUUGCUAUGGAUGGAGAAGCUCCCUGACGCAUCUGACACCACCCACACACACACAGGCACACCUUGUGGAUUGUGUUAAAAGCUUGCCCAAAUGAUGUUGGCAAUUCCAGCCUUCCAUUGCCUUAAUCUAGUCAAUUCAUUACCUGAGGAGGUGAUGCCAAUGGAGAAUGGAGGCAUUUCCCCUAAUGCUACAUCAACAGUCUUUGUCUUGGGUUUCUUUUAAGACCUGCAAAAAUAAUGUUAUGCAGUAUGUAGCUGUGUAGGUGAGCAGAGUGGCAUUGAAGGUAGCAUACUGAACAGCAUGCCACACCUCUCGUCUGGCACUGCCCGCACGCAAGCACACACACACACCCUGCUGAUAGACUGGCAAACCACAGUGAUUAGAAGGUGUGUGGAUCACUGACAGUGUGUGUUAAGCCAUCGGCAGAGGGUCUGGGCAGAUGGCAAAUCAGAUUUCUCUCUCGUCCCUCUUUACCUCUCUCCCUCUCUCUUCACGGACACAGUGCUACAACUCCUUUCAUCCCUCCAUCCCCGUCACCUCUCCUCCUCCCCUCUUCUUAUCGCUCCAAGCGCUAAGAGAGGCAGCAACUGUUCUCUUGGACACCUCUGAUUUUCCAACAGAGCGAUUUCUGCCAAGGAGCAGCAGCCUAGCUUCAGAACACACACCUCCCCUCUGUGCCUAUAGCACUACUCCACACUUCUACAUUUUCUCUUUUAUUUCUCCUAAGAGGGGAAAACAUUUAUGAAAUCUACCACAAAGCACAUUUUCUCCCCCACUGAAACAGUGGCUAGGCUGUCAAUCUGAAUUGUUGAUGGUUUGUUUGAUAGAUGAGCUGAAGCCGGUGACCUGGUAUAGUACUGUACUGAAUCACCAGAGAAGAUAUGUGUUUUGUUACCCCCAUCCCUACACACCUCUCUCCCUCAUGGCUCUUUCAUCCUCUCCCAUUAGUAACACCACAUCAAGAGACAAUGUAAAUAUGUAGCAACUCCUCUCAGCAAACACGCCAUCCCUUUCCCUUUUUAGUUUUAGAGUUUAAUAGCCACAUAGCUAUUAGCUCCAACAAUGCAGGACAAAGUGAAGUAAAACAAUAGAAAUAUAAUAAAAAUAGAAAUUAGCCCAGUCUUUGGCAAUCUGUGCCCCCAUGCAUAUUUCAGACCGCGGAAAUUGUGUGUCUGUAGUGGUUGAGUGUGUCUACCACACUGUUUGACUGCGUCCGCCUUCAUGUGUCUGUUGGGGAGUGCUGUUGUCUAGACUGUAACAUGUGUGGGAGGAUGGAGGAGAACCCACCUGGUGUGUGUGUGUGUGUACGCGUAUGACCCUGCUCAGUGUGACUGGGUCUGAUUAGCAUGUUGUAGAGGCAGGUGUGGGGCUGAGCUGCAGGUGACAGAUAACUCGACCUCACCCUGGCCCGUUGGCACCCCCAACACAAUCGAGCUGGGGGGGGCUUCAUAUGCCUCACGUCACACACACACACACACACACACACACACACACACCAAACACUUAUUUUCUUUGUCCUUUUCUGCCUUCCAUGAAUAAAACAUGUAGGCUCGUUUUUAGGCGAAGUCUUGAUCUUUGCUAGUACCCAUAAUGGGUUUCACCUAAGUUCGCCUUACUCCUUACCCUAGCCAGCCUGUGAACACGUACCAGAAGUCCCUCCCUCGCCCUUUAGUAAAAUGGCCUCCAUACCCCUGUUGCUAGCCUUUCCUCCAGGUGGAAGCCACUCUCUGCCAGGCUCCCUGAAGUUAAUGUCCAUCCCCAGCAGACUUUGAGGGCGUAAACCCUUGUCUGCAGGAGAUUAGCCUGUGUGAGGGGGAUUAAGAAGUGUGUGUGUGUGUGUGUCUCCGUAAGUAUGUUUCCGUGUGUAUGUGUUUUUACAAUUAGCCUCAAGGCUGACCCUAUGUGGUGCGACCACUAUUUGGAUGUAGGGGUGUAAAUCCCAUUCCUUAUUACUGUGUACACACACACACACACACACACACACACACACACACACCUUAUUACUGUACCCAAAGACUCUGCCUGCAACCUCAGCUGCCCCCCAGGCCUAAGCUAAGCUCUGUGCUUAGAUUGUGUGCGUGCAGCGUUCUUUUCCUAACUCUUCUUUCUUUUCAUCCCCAACCAGAAUGAAGAGUUGGAUAAGAAGUAUGCUGGCCUUUUGGAAAAGAAAUGGACCUCAGUCAUCAGAUUACAAAAGAAGGUUUGUGGUUUGUUUCAGGGGAUGCUGUUGUAGCUUGUGGGGAUUCUGUCUGCUAGUCUUGGCCCAUGACUGCGGCGGAACAUCAUCUGAUCAGAUACUCACCAUACACUCACCAUACACGGCGUAUUAAAAAGGUUACAGUACAAAGAAUUGAAUGUGUUAACCCAAUGCCCUUAUAAUAUGAUGAGAUCGUUUGAUAUGGGUGGCAUUGAUGUGGUUACUUAGCAAUACACUGAAGCUGCCAGCAGAGAUUUCCAUGUAUCCAUCAGCGUUAGCAAGUUUAUAUUAGACAUUUUACUUACGUAGUAUAGAUUAUACACAUACUGUAUUCCAAAAUGGGGGUAAAUUCACCUCAUCCACCAUCAAUAUGUAUUUCCCACCUGAUGAUGCACGGCAGCCAUUUUGUGCCAGAAAUGGCCAGUUUCCUUCUAUGUAAUACCACAUAUCUUACUGUGAUGGUAACUGUGUUUUCAUGUCCGUCCCCGUCCCCCCAGGUGAUGGAGCUGGAGUCGAAGCUGAACGAGGCCAAGGAGGAGAUCACCCUAGGUGGGCCCGUAGCCCAGAAGCGUGACCCCAAAGAGUGGAUCCCUCGCCCGCCGGAGAAGUACGCACUGAGCGGCCACCGCUCCCCUGUCACGCGCGUCAUCUUCCACCCAGUCUUCAGUGUCAUGGUGUCAGCCUCCGAGGACGCCACAAUAAAGGUCAAUAGAAUAAUCAUCAUAAACAACAACAGUCUUUACUCUAUGUCUAGGUCAUUCUCCAGGCUGGUUGUAAAGGUCCCUGAAGACUGCCUAAACAGUGCUAAGGGAAACAACGAGAUCAGCAUAAACGAGAUGCAAGCAACCCACCCCAAACAUCUUCCCCAACGCUGUGGUGGCAACUUACUUUAUCCACUUGACUUGUAUGUGUGUUGACUGUAUAUGUAUAACUGUAACCAAUAAGGCCUGGGUUUAAGUCCCAGUUCAGUCAAGGUCAACUGCAGAGCUGUGUACCAACCAUUGAACUGCAUAAUCUUUAACCAAUUCACGUCCUUGUACAAUAUCACAACGUGCCACUGAACAAAUUCUGUUUGGUGUAAAUGCAUGACAUUUGGUGUCAACAUAGUUAGUGUGUAAUCAGGCCACAUAGAUAAUGACAAUAUUAAAAUAUCAAUCAUACUUCCAGUGCCAAUCAAAGAUGGGCUUUUGAGAAAAUGUGAAGAAAUCAUUUAAAAUGACUUCAACAUAUUUAUUUUGAAAUACAUUUAAGAAUUAAAUUGUUUAAAAGCAUGUGUUAUUUGACCUGUUUUAAGCCCAAAUAUGCUAAGUGGUUUGUUAACUACAGCCGUUUUUGUAUCGUACUAUAUUCUUUGGACACACACGUACCACAGACACACACACGGGUGUGCAUUGAUGUCUGUGGUAUGUGUGUACACACGUGUGCUUGUGAGAGAGGGAGAGAAAGAGGGAGAACGCUGUAGCAGGCCUCAUUCUCCAUUGACUUGCAUUGGAUUUGCUUAUGCUGUAUAAUAUACUCUAGGAGUGUGUGGAUUUCUUUAGAUAUUGCUUUCACAAUAACAGAGGACCUACAACGCGCUCGCGCUCUUCUUUUGUCAGGACACGCCUACAGCAAACCCCCCCCCCCCCCCACACUAUCGAUUGACAUCCAUCAUAUGCUAUGUAUAAAUGCAUUGAUACAGGCAGUAUAAUAAUCACCCUGGUUCAUCCACAAUGCUAUUUUUUUCAGCCAGCCAGGUCUGGUCUGAUGCGCUACCACAGCUACCUACCUUCGUGCCCCAGUUCCUCUAUAAAUAUUUUUGCCGUGUAUUUUAUUCAUGUGGAAUCAGACUCCUGUUCUCUAUUUUGCCAUGCUCCCUCCAGGGGCCUUCACCACCUCCUCCUCUCAGCUAGCACUCAUUCUCCUCUAUUUGGCUACACUACCACAAGGGGCCUCCUCCUCCGCCACCACCACCUCCCCCCAGCUACCCAUCGUCAUUCCCAGCAUCCCUCCCCCCGUCCCACCCCGUUAUUUCCGCUUGAGUGCUGGCCCCUCCGCCACGACCACUAUCCAUCCAUCCCAGUCAGGCCUCAAAUCUCCCAAUCUGCCCCCUCUCCUCUUAUACCUCUUCUUUCCUGGCCUGGCUCGCCUCACUGUCCCCUACUUUCCCUCCAAACCUUGCUGUUAAAUAUUUUAACUUGGGAGCUGAACUUAAGAGCUCUGCAAUCUGACAUUCUCCUUAUUUCUCUUUCUCUGACAUUCUCUCUCUGACAUUCCAGUAAGGCUGUGUUGGUUUGCCUGCAGUCUGAAACUAGUGUAUUUUUCCUCUUUGUUUAGUAUGCAGGGAGUAAUUGUCACGGGGCAUUGGUGCUCUGCAGACAAACUGCUUGCCCUCACUCCUUCCCUCUCGCACUCCCUCUCGCUCUCCCUUUCUUCCCUUGUACACUGCUCUCCCUUCUGCUAACGUAGCAAAUCUAUACAAUCCUUUUUUUAACAUGUUACCAGCCUUGAGCUCGCCACCUUGGCAGUAUGUAAAUCUGCAGGUUUUGUGAGCAGUGAGCCUUCUCUACUUCCUUCACUCUCGGUUUCUCCCUUCGCACUCUCUCUCUCUCCCCGCACUCCCUUUCCCUUUCUCUGCAUGGUGAUAAGAAACCCUGUCCCUCACACUAAACUAGGCCGAACAGCUUGAGGUUGAGUGUCAGGUUAACUGCUGCUUAUGGCAAGAAAGACCAUGCGGAUGCCUUUAGCACAGGCUGGACCCCGAUUAUUUUAAAGUGACUAUUUUAUAGUGUCAUUCUCGCAAAGGUAGGCCUAUAUUAAUUACUGCUUUGAUCUUUAAAUUGAAUAUAGGUUCUCUUCAGUUGGUCAAUGGAAAGACUUAAUCAAUUUUAGUCUCUCUGUCUUAGAGCCAAAUCGUUACGAGUGGCUAACAUUCAUUUUAUGGUUGUUUAUCUCAUGCUGUAGUCAGUACAUAAACACAUUUUCAGGUUAGCUUCCCCUGACCUCUGACCUCACUACCUAAUGACCUUCUGCAGUGCAUCUAGACUGCAGCUUACGGAGCUGAUAGGCUACAUGGGUCUGCAGAAAAUGCCAUAAAAGCUAGAAUAAAUUGCACCACCGUGUUUCACUAGCUCGCCACUUGCAUAGGUAGCACAAGCUCAGCAUUGAUGGGUUUUGGUGGCAGAAGCACAAGCUCAGCAGACCAAGUGAUAGUCUUGGUGGUAUUGGCAGACUUAACACCACGCCAUACUGGGUGGAUUUUGUGGUAGACUAGACUCAAAACGGGAGGGGAGAGGGGGCGGGUGGACUUGGCAGUGGAGAAAGCCCAAAUGAGGCAGAAGGAGGGGGCUUCUGUCACUGUCUGCCCAAAUCCAUCCCCCACCACCUCUACCCCCCCCUCCCUCCCCUCCUGCUUGCUCAGCGAUGGAGGAAAAGCUUAUCCCCACAGUGCCUGCCUGUCUGCCUGGAAACACAGGGUGAUGUGAUAGCCAUUAUGCUUGAGAUGCAGCCAAACUAGUGUUUGUUUUUGACCCUUUUAUUUAAGACUCAAAUCUCUCUGUCAAUAUCAACACAAUCACAAUAGACAGACUCCUAUUUAUUCAACCACCAUAGUCUUACUCUUGGCUUAUUUCCUUCUCUGACUAUCCCAAUAUGGGGAUAUUUGAAUUGAUACGCUUCAGACUGUUGUAGUCUUCUAGAAACAGUAAUUUAAUCAGACGAGGAAGGUUUUGAACAUUGAAUAUGUAUGGGGUCGGUGUUUGCAUGUUGAGACGCCGUCUGGCUUGUAGGCUCUCGUCAUUCUGUGCUAUUUGGAGCUCUAGAGACGAAUCUCAGACAGUGAACUGUGGGUAGCUAAUGUCUAGAGAAGUCUGUCUGGCACCUCACCCAGGGUGUGUUGGAGCUCCUGUGAUAUGACAUUAAUAUGAUCUACUGCAGAUGAUGGAGCUAUCCAUAUCUCUCUCUGUGCCAGUCUCAGCCUGCCUCCUAUAAGCCUGUUUUGGCUGCUUGGAGGCAGUGUCACAGGGUGCAGACUAGGCUAGACAAGACAGUGUUAUUUGGGGUCUCUGUCGGGGUGUGGGGAUUUGGGGAUUUUUAGAUUUUGGAGAGCAGCUGAGUUGUGUGUUUAUGUUCAGGUGUUUGUGUUUUCAUGCGUGUUCAUGUUCACAUAGCAGCUGAAGUUUGGAUUUGUGUGUUCAUGUGUGUACUUCUCUCCCAUCAUCUGAGCUGUGUGUGUUCAUGUAUGUGUUCUCGUUUUCAUGUGACCUGUUUUGACAGAGAAACUGAAAUAGAGUGUGUUCUCUCCUCGCCAGGUGUGGGACUAUGAGACAGGAGACUUUGAGCGGACGCUGAAAGGUCACACAGACUCUGUCCAGGACAUCUCCUUUGACCAGACUGGCAAGCUGCUGGCCUCCUGCUCUGCAGACAUGACCAUCAAGCUGUGGGACUUCCAGGGCUUUGAGUGCAUCAGGACCAUGCAUGGUGAGUGGACUGGAGGGACAGGAGAGGGUGGGACUGGUUAGAGAGCUAAUGGGUUGGAGGAUUUUAUGUCAUAGACUAUGAGGAGGAUCAGGGAUGGUGAGGUAUGUCUGAUUGUUUAGUUCAGGCAACGCUUGGAUGAUUCCAGACAUGUAUGUGUGAGAAUGUGUUUGGAUGGUGCGUUGGGACACAGGUGCUACCGAUGCUGUUCAUUAUCACGUAUGAUAUGGCUCAUCCUCACUGAAGUACAUGGCAAUCUGCUCCAAUUCACAGAAAACCCAGUGAAACAAAAGAGCUUCACAUCACAACCAAAUUCUGUCACACAGGAUUUAAUGUUAAUGCCAGCCAUUCCACACUUCUUAACAUCCUCCCCAAUCUAACUCCUAUAGGCGGUGGGGACUUGUUCUCUCGCUCUCUCUCUGUCUCCCUCUCUCUCAGGAAUUCAGUAAUUUGCACCGUUUAAUAUUAAGAUUUGGAGGGCAGAAUAUGAGAAUCAUUUCUGUAUUCACACACAUACACACACACACACACACACACACCAUCCCUCAAGACGAGGUGCUAUUUCUCUUAUCAUCAGCACUCUAAAUGUACCAGUCCUUAGGCAGUGUCACUGCCCCCCUCCCCUCUUUUAAAUCCUAAUUGCUGCAUAAAUUGAAGUGGCACAUCUUACGUGUGCCUUCAGGCCCCACUGAAACAGGAGUGGCUUUCCUAUUCCAUUGGAACUGUCUGGAGCUCCUAAAACAUAUCAAGACUUAAUGUUUGACAUCUUAUGCCCCUUAAAAUCUCCCCAAAAACGUCUCUCAAAUUGCCCAGACUAAGAAGUAUGCUACAUGAAUGAAUAUGAAUGCUUGAAGUAAAUAAGAUGAAAAUGAGCUCAUAUUCCCCUUCUUGACUAGGGUUCAGUAAUUAUUUUAAUCCAUGUUUUAGUUGUAAACCUAGACAAACAUAAAUCCAAGGUUUUCAGUGUGUGUGUGAGAUAUUAGCGGUUUCUCCAAUCCCUUUUUGGGUGUAAUUUACACUGCGUCAGUUAGAGCUGGCAUGUUGCCCCAAAACAGACCGGCUGUGUUCACACUGAAGAAACGAGAGCUCUGGGACCUCUUCUCUUUGUCUCCCUCCCUCCCUCUCUCCAUCCCUCUCUCUGCUCCUGCCAGUUCCACUGCGCCAGCUUUCCUGUCAUCCUCCCAUCCCUUCAUAUUCUCAUCCUUUCAUUCUCUCCAGUCCUUCUCUUCUCCUUAACCAAUUUCCCUUCUUUCCUCACCCUUUCUCCUCUACACAGUUUUCUCUCCCCAUCUUUCGCUCAUCCUCUCCCCCUCCUUCCCUGCAUCCCUCCCUCCCACCAGGCUGACUGGUUUGGUAGUGAAGAUUAGGAGAUAUUUUGGACAGUCAGUUUAAUUAUUAUCCUCUUCACUCAGCACCAGAUAGCAGCCCUUAUGUGAGGCUUUCACCACCCAUUAUUAUAACAGCCAGUAGCGCACUGUGGGGCUACUGUGCCCCCCCCCCCCCCCCCCCCCCCCCCCCCCCCACACACACACACACACACACACACACUCACCCAUCCAAUAUAUUUAAGCUUGCCUUUUAGAGCCUACUUGCUGUUUCCUCAUCUUUUUAGCUGAUUAAAAAUGGCCGCCCUACUGUCUUGGUAAUUAGCUGCCUCUUCUCCAGGAACAAAGACACCCUGGGUGUAAUUGGCCGUCUCACUACUCAUGUUAAUUGGCUCAUUUGGACAAAACCUAUUUUAUGGCACAUUUAGUUCCGGGGACUUUAUCAAGGGGAAGGGGAUGGGGAUGACUUCCUGUCAGUGGGUGGCAUUCAGAAAUUGAAAGGUUUGGGCAAGAAAAGCUUGCUAAUGCAUUUAGCCCAAUUUCCCUCUGUCUGAAGUACAGUACUUGGACAUUUCACCAAUAGUUAUUUCAGUCACCAGUGGUUGUUUGGAAAGGGGACACCUAGUCAGUUGCACAACUGAAUGAAUUAAACCUAAACUUGUCUUCCAUAUUUAAUCAGAGGUGGGGGGGCUGCCUUAAAUCAAUGUCAUAGGUGCGCAGUUGUUGUUGGGGGUUCACUGCCUUGCUCAAGGGCAGAAUUUUUCCACCUUGUCGGCUUAUGGAUUCGAACCAGCAACCUUUCGGUUACUGGCCCAGCUACCUGCCGCCCAGUGAAGGUCUCAUUGCGUUGUCUUUUCUUUUCCAGGACACGAUCACAAUGUUUCGUCCGUAGCCAUCAUGCCCAAUGGAGAUCACAUAGUAUCUGCCUCGAGGGACAAAACCAUUAAAAUGUGGGAGGUGGCCACUGGGUAAGUAUGCUGCAUAAUAGCAGUCAGUGCUCACCAUGAGCCUAAAUGUUCAUAUAAGUGUGCAGGAGCUUCUCUUCUUUGAAAUAGUAUUCAACACUUCCUAUGCUUCUGCAAAGCAAGCAACCAUCUUUAACCCAUCUCCCCUCUUCCCAUCCAUCAGCUACUGUGUGAAGACGUUCACGGGCCACAGGGAGUGGGUGAGGAUGGUCCGGCCAAACCAGGACGGCACCCUGAUCGCCAGCUGCUCCAACGACCAGACGGUGCGUGUGUGGGUUGUGGCGUCCAAAGAGUGCAAGGCCGAGCUGCGGGAGCACGAACACGUGGUGGAGUGCAUCUCCUGGGCCCCCGAGAGCGCCCAUCCCACCAUCUUGGAGGCCACUGGCUCAGAGGUGAGAAGGAGCUGUUGAUAGACACACACACUUCACUAAAGGCUUUGUCUCCUCCUUGGUCCCCAAAAGCACAUCAUGCAACCCCUUCGUCCUCAAAACGGCCACUGCUGACUCUUCAAAAGCACAUUAUACUUAUGCCCUGUCCUUUGAUCUGUGCCAAAACCUGUAUGUACAUACAUGCCUUAAGUAACAUGGUAAUGUACACAUCAAGAUAAUACUGUGCACACGCCCAUUUAAAUGGUACGGCUAGGUACAUACAAGUAUCUGAUUGCUCAAGGGAAAGUAGACCUAGAUAUUCCCGGGUGAACACCCAAGUUAAUAAUAUGCACACAUCCUACUGUGCGUGUAUAGCUUACAUGUCAGACAAUUUACUUUGCUCUCCACUCACCCUCUGACUUCCUAUAUAUCUGGGUUAUUUGGUAUUCCCUAACCUAGUUAUCUGGGUUAUUUGGUCUGUCGCCUAACCUAAGAUUGGCACCUGACAGAGCCAGACAUGUUUGAAUCAGACCAUGAAAUGAAAAGUACAGGAGGAACCCUGUCAUGGCCCAGGGUCAGACCAUCACCCUGAAAGGUGCCCCCGUGAGUCCGCACGCACUCACACACCCUGGUGCCCCCGUGAGUGUCCCGCUCUCCACGGUCUUUUGAUCAUGCGUGUCCAAUUUCAGCUGCAUCCAAUUUAAAACAUUUACCCUCACAGGCAGCUAGUGGCCCUGUCAAGAACCAUGCCUCCCUGUCUGCCUCAAUGCCUGAGCGCAAUGAUACACAAUGUCCCAUCUUCAGAACUCACGGAAGGAGCCUCAGAUAGUUGUUUUUCCUCUUUAGCUCUCUCUUUCUGUGUUUACCCAUUUGAAUGCUAAGUCGACGCAGUGAUGGUAUUGUUGAACUUGGCUAAGAGUCAAGCCAGAAGAGUAGAUGCGUGCACGUACAAACAUAAACAUACACGUAAACAUGCAUACCUCAUUACCCUCGCCUUUGAUCAAAUGCUCCUUUUGAAUACUUGAAGAACUUGGCGCUUAGUAGCAGAGCCGGUAGAAUGAUUUCUCCUGACAUCAAUUAUACUGUCACACUUUAUGUUCUGUGGACUAAAGCAGCCAAAUGUGACUCUGACAUUUAAGACUGCUCUGCUCUACGUGCUGAAAUGAGCCUGCACAGGGGAACCCAAACUGUUAGAACGCCCUCCCCUGUUGCAGAACUGAGGCAUGUAAUGACUUUUUUUUAUAUAUCUCUGUGUGUAUAAUACCCCACCCACGCAUUUGGUGAUUCUUUGUUUGCCUAGUGCCUAAAUAAUGAGUUGGUGCUGAAGACUAAAUAAAUGGUUAUAUCCUCCACACACAUGCUUAGCUGCCAAAGAUGAUAUUUGAUUUUAAAAUAAGAGAUGAAUGGUAGUUUUGGUAAAUAUGGACAAAUAAGAUUUAUACUGCACCACAGAGCAUGUAGAAAUGGAACAAUUGAAUCCAAGUGCAAAUUUGGUAAAUAAUCAAAUAUUUCCCUCAGCUGUAAGGUCCCCUCAGUGCAAGUUUGCGCUACUCUGUGUUCAGAAUCACUCUUAAAUCAAAGCAGAGUCUAGUUGAACAAAUAAAGUGUAGGUCUGUGCCCUGCUCUGGAGAUGCAUCCUCUGAUAAUUAUUCAAUUUGCAGUCCAUUUCCCCUGAUGCUAAGGUGGUAUUUAUUUAUCAAAGGCUGUGGUAUAAAAAUGCAUUUAAUUCAGAGGGCAGCUGGCUGCAUAUAGUCCUUAUAACGAAAUUAUCAAGGGUUGAUGUCGCGCAAGUGAAGACUGCUUAAGGUUCUGUAUUGGCAAUUGGAGUUCAUCGUAUUCUCUCUCUCUCGUUGUCCUUCCAGUCUAAGAAAAGUGGUAAGCCGGGCCCCUUCCUGCUGUCUGGCUCCAGAGACAAAACCAUCAAGAUGUGGGACGUCAGCAUUGGGAUGUGCCUUAUGACACUGGUGAGUGGACCGUUAAUCAUAGACAUACAAUAGAUGGUCAUUUCGAUUCAUGCAGUUUUGAAUUGAAACAUUUCCCCAUUUGUGAUGUCGAAUCCAUUUCUUCACAUGACAUGAAUUGUAAUGGGAUUGACCUUCUUGAACACUAGUCUUAACCGGAUGCUCUGUCUCCGGUUGACUGGUUUCCCGAACUAAGCAUAGUCCUAGACUAAGAAGCAGGUUUGUUUUAGUCCUGGAGUAGUCUGGGAAACUGGCCCUAGAUUUUGUAUUAACAAUUCUAACCAAACACUUUUGUCCCAGGUUGGCCAUGAUAACUGGGUGCGCGGGAUGCUUGUCCACCCCGGAGGCAAGUUCAUAUUGAGCUGUGCUGACGACAAGACCUUAAGGAUCUGGGACUACAAGAAUAAGCGUUGCAUGAAGACCCUGAGUGCCCAUGAACACUUUGUUACCUCUCUGGGUAAGCCGCUCUCAAUCUUCUCUUCUCCUACAGUCACAGUCAGCGUCAGUUACAGCUGGGUCUUGUUCAGUAGGCACACUGUAGCAAGAUGUUAGCGCUGAGCAAUGAACCGAAAUGUCAAGUAUUUUUUAGUUUUUUUAAACAACUAAUUGACCGAGGUCUGUUCAAUUAUUUGAAUUCCAUUUAGUUUUUUUUUCUUUUCUGUGAGCUCAAUGCGCACAUUGCACAGUUUCUCUAGAGAUAAAUCAGAUCCAUCAUGCUAUAGGCCCCAGAGAGAGAGGAUCAGGCAGGGGUUAGACAAAGCUGUUUUGGAUAGUGGUUGAAUGGGGUUAGGGAUGGGAUAGGUGGGGUAGAUUUUUUGAUAUAUUUUGAUAAACUGGUCUUGUCUGGCUCAGUAUCCUGGGGGUUGCUAGCUGGCAGCUGGGGUCUAAGAGGUAAACAAAUGCUCCAGGAUUUUCCCACUUUUCCCCAAAUCUGAGGCUUCUAAGCGGAUCAAGGCUAGGGAACUCUCCGGAGAAGGAGACUCCAGCGAUCCAGCCAGCUUUCCUGUCAGGCUAGUGCUGUUUGAAGCCCCAGCCUCUGAAAUCUAGCUACACGCACACACAGAGCACUGCUGUAAGCUAUUGUUUGCAUAUUUUUUGGGGAGAAGACAAAAGCACCUUUUGUUGAGGUUGUUGUGCUGUGCUUUUCUGUGUGAUGCAUGUACCAAGAGGUUAAGAGCUUUGUAGUCUAGUUCAUGAAAUGCCCCAAUUCAACUAUUGAUAAUUUUAAAAAAUAUAUAUUCAGGUCAUACUGCUAAAUGGAAUAUAGGUUUGAUAAAUAGCUUUCAAUCGCCUUUAAUGUGGAAGUUAACUAAUUAUUCUGCCGUCUCCUCUGGAUAGAACCCGAUUCUCUCUCUCUCAAUUAAAUUCAAAGGGCUUUCUUGACAUGGGAAACGUGUUUACAGUGAAAUAGACAAGAAACAAACACUAUCUACUCUUCCUUUGUACUGAUGCCCUUUCUCCUCCUCUCCUCAGAUUUCCACAAGAAUGCUCCGUAUGUCGUCACCGGGAGCGUAGAUCAAACAGUAAAAGUGUGGGAGUGUCGCUGA
Messenger RNA from Coregonus sp. 'balchen', 48586 nucleotides. NCBI's taxonomy places the organism in Eukaryota, Metazoa, Chordata, Actinopteri, Salmoniformes, Salmonidae. The record is from the annotation of a GenBank genome assembly.